This is a messenger RNA of Pelobates cultripes (western spadefoot toad), 50804 nucleotides long. The record is from the annotation of a GenBank genome assembly. Lineage: Eukaryota; Metazoa; Chordata; Amphibia; Anura; Pelobatidae.
AGCGAAGGAGGAAUCAGCACAGUGAGCAGAUAGAAAGUUGGAAUCUUUUCACCCCUAUUCAAGGUAAAAGGAUCUGGGAAGGUAAGAAUGGAAAUUUCACAAUAUUUUGCCAUUCAACGUAUAUGAUGCAUUAUAAAAAAAAAGUGCAAAUAAUGAAAAUGAAUCACAACAUGAAACCGUAUCCACUGAAAACAGUUGUGAUAAAUUUUACUAAUGUCAUUUAAAACUAACAAUAUCUAUCUAAGAGUGUAUAUCCAUGCUAAAAGUAACAAACACAUAAACAUGGAUUUGAUUAGCGGUGGGGGUUUAAAUCCAUAAAUUCAAUAUUUGCAUCUUUACCAAGGAUUUAGCAUUUAAAUAACACAUAAUUGUUAAUUUGAUAGAAUUUUUGUCAUUUCACAACAUAUGUGUUCAUUUGUUUAGUGUAAACCAAUCCAUUUUUUUCUUCAUAUAAUGUUAUUGUUCAAAGGGGAUAAAAAAUAUAAACAACAAUGCAAGUGAUGAUUUUUAUUUGUAAGAAGAAAAUAUAUAGUAUAAUAAUAAUGAGUUUUAUCUAUUCCACAAAGUAAUGCAUGCAUUUGUUUUGAUUAAUAAAUGUAGUAAGCUCUCUUCAUUUCUGUGUGUUGUUUGAAGCAGUUGCUAACGCCUGGUAUGUUAUACAUUGGAGUCAUGUCCAUUGUUAAACCACUGUUUAUUUCUAUUAUUCAUAUACUAACUUGAGAAUUCAAAGGGCAUUUCACAUUUAAGGCCAGAGUAGCCGAACUAAAAGCAUUGCUAGCUUAGAGAUUUUUUACAGUUCAUCUAAGUUGUCCUUGAAUUUGAAAUUCACUUUGAAUUCACUUUAAUUUCUCAUUUUAGUGAAUAAUCCUGAAAGUGACAAUAUGUUUUGCAGCACGGUACAAAAAAAGUUAAGAAAAAGAUGUCAAAGAUUCUAAAAGAGAGUCGCUAGUUUAGCAUCGCUGCCUUAAUUGAACUGUUGGUAAACUACAGCCCCCAAAAGAAAAUUAGAUAAUCAUAAGGAUAGUGGGAGUAGGAGUCCAACAAAACUGUUAAAAAUCGUAAAAGUAAAAAACAGAAAAACUAUAUUAUCAAUCAAGACUUCUUUACAAUUUAGUCUGUUUUAUAAUAAACAAAAAGAUUGCUACAUUCGUCAUCGCUCACUAAUGGCCUGUAGUAAAAUGGAUCUACUCUGGGGGUUUUCCUAAAAAGUUUUACUCACUUUUUAUAUUUAAACAGUGAUUUUAUCCUUUUUGGUAAAAUGAUGAUUAUGAGCUGAACUCCAAAUAUGAACUGUUUUUUUAAGAUGGCAGACUUAUUUUAAGUCAUCAUUGUUUUAAUUGUAGUUAAUUGGGUCUAUUUAAACUGCUUUUUAAAAUUCUCAAGGAAAGAUUUAGCAAUAAAUAAAAAAAAAUUAAAAAGGGAUUUUAUGAUUCAAUAUUUUUUCAGGUUAUAUUCCAUUCAAACCUACAGUUUUCAUGUUCUAAGCAAUAAAUAUUUAAACAUGUUUAUCUUUUAUUCCCUGUUUAGUUUUUUUUUAAUUUUCUAUAUUUUUUAAUUUACAAAAACAAGUCAGUAGAGUGAUGGACUAAAAUCUGUAACAUAAUCAAGAAGAGAUGUGUAUACAUUCGGUAUAGUUACAUUUUCAGAAAAAUAACAGUUCCUGUCUCAGUAAUAUAAACAUGUAAAAAAAGAAUAUUCUUUAUUUAAAUACUUGAUAGCGUCUACAUUUUUAAAAACUACUAUGUAAAUAUUCUUAUUUUUGAGGGUUUUCUGAUCAUGCAAAAGACUAAAGUUUGGAACUUUGGUAUGUUUGCAUUCUUUCUGUUUACCUUAUUUGCACCUUUAAGAUUGUUUUAACAUAAAGAACUGAAACUAAGUCUAACAGAUUGUUCUGUUAAUACAUUUUCACAUGUCUACUUAUGCUGUGCAACUAUUAGGUAUACGUGUAUAAUUAAUAUAUAUCAGAUAUACAAAAUACUAAAGGGAUAGUAGGCACCAUAACCACUUCAUAUCAUUGAAGUGGUUAUGGUAUCUGGAGUCCUCUGUUGCCAUCCCAUUGUUUAGUUUCAAACCAUUAUCAAUUUAUUAACACAGAAUGAGGGUCCCAAAGAGUUAGCAAAUAUGAAGUAUAACUCUGCAUCAGCAAUACCAAUUUAAUGCUGUGGGUGGCAGUGAUAGGCUAAGAGCACUCAAGUGACGCUCUCAGACUUUCACUGAUACCAGAUGCUGCUUUAACUAAUGCAGAAAUAUUACUAGAAAACAGGAGAGGGGUAUGGAAGCGGGGCUUCCAGGGACCCUCAUUCUUGGUCAAACAGAUUGAAAACAGUUUAACACUGAACAGCGGGAUGAUGGCAAGGCUCUAGACACCAUAAACACUCAAUGAGAAGAAAUGUUCUUUUAAAUAUUGUUUGGGUGUGUGCGUAAUAUAAUUAUUGAUCAAUGAAAGCUUAUGUAUUGCUGGUCUCAUUAAAGUGUUCUUUUAAAUUAUGUUUCAUGUUUAAUAUUAGCCAAUUUUGGUUUAGUUUUUCAUUUGUCAGUUUUCGUUUAAAUUGUUCCAACAUCUGUGUAAAGAAUUCAAAGCUUUAUUUUUGAAUGUAAUGUCUACCUGCCAUGCUGCUGUUACAUGUGACCUUGCAAAUCAUGUGACAGUAGAAACUUCAGGAUGGUAGUGUCUAUAUGUGUUUAGUACAUAAACAUGUCUGAAUAUCAUAAAUAUAUCAAUGUAUUUUUUUUUUUUUUAUAUCUCACAGCUACAUCUCUUCCUAAACUGCUUUAUUUUGUUUAUGAGAAUGAUUUUAGAAACAUAAAUUCUGGUCAUAAGAUUGAUGCAACAUGUCCUCUGUUUAUACACAUUUUAUAGAAUAUACAUUUGAUAUUAAUUAUAUCUCAAUCUAAAUUAAUGCAUCCGACAUUUUAAAAUAUACAGAUUAUGUUUUAUCUAUAUAGUGAGAUCAGGUAUACAGUAAAAAAUAGCCACAUGAUAUAAGGGAUAUCCCAUUGUACAUAUAGACACUAUAGAGGAAGAUGGAUUAUGGGAUUUUCUAAAGUUUCAUUUACAGAUUUUGCAACUAAUUUUACUUUUUAAUAUGAUUCCAGCUUAAAAUUAUGCACGCAAGCACAGUGUGAGAAUGAAAUCCAUUUAAAUAUGGAACGAUUUCUAGAUUAUAAACUCUAUUUUAUCUCAUCAUUAUUUUGCCCAAUGAUUAAAACUGAAAGUUGAUUAUCUACAGCACUCGACAAUAAAAUAAUCAGAUUUAAAUAAAUUACUAACUUUCAGCAAUAAUUAUGAAUCCCGAAAAUAGAAAGAAAUUCAGGACGACCAUAUUUCAGCCAUAGGUGAGUUGGUUUGUUAGAACCGUUAACCCGAUUUAGAAAUUAAUCAGAUGAAACAAAAGGAAGCGAAAAUUAGUCAAUUAGUGAUAGAAGCAUUUUCCAGCUAGCUGGUUUACAGAUCAAGUAAGAGAAAGUAACUAAUAAAUGGAAAAACAAGUGAAACAAUAUAAUUUUUUUUAUAUAUAUAUUAUGUAUUUAAUAACUAUUAAUAUAUAAAUAUAGAUUUUAUUUUUUACUGCUCCUCCUUUAUUUUCUCUAUUGGUCACUUAUCAUUUGAUCUGUGAAUAAUACCAACAUUUAGUUACGGUUCCCUAUUCAUCAAUCACCUUUAUUUCUCAUGAAUCAUCUAUUUAUUUAUGGUGCCAUGGGCAGAAUUUAGAAUUUCAAAUCAAAACGAACAUGUUUGACAUUGCAUAGCUCGUUUGUAUCGUGAUUCUGGUACAUUUUGGCUCAGAGUUAUGUAAUUUGACCAAUCAUAUCGUAUCUGCCCAAAUAUGGACUGAAAAACACUGACAUUUUAUUCUUUAGUUUAAGGUAUAGAUUUGCUGUGAUACAUUUUGCUGUUGUCUAACCACAAAGGGUAAAUAAAAGUAUUUUUUCAUAAGGUACUUUACUUUAUACAAUCACAAGCCAUCAUGGCUUGUUCUCACAAGGUUUUUGUAACAUUCUCAACUGAAAAAAAAACUAUAAAAAUGUACAAUUCUUAUUUUGUUAUUAUUAUUAUUAUUAUUAUUAUCCUUAAUCUAGAUGUCUAGCAUAAUUCCAUAAAUAUUCCAUAAUUAUCUUAGCAUCACAAUAUACCACAAUGAGAGACAUGCAGUGGUGAAACGCAGAACAGAUGUUCACGACUGAAUGUCUCUCAUUGUAGUAUACACCCAGGAACUACCCCUGCUUUGACUGAGAUUGUCAGGAAGGGAGAAAGCCUAACAUGCAAACCUAAAGGAAACAAUUAAGGAAUUGUAUGGGUUCUUUAUCUAACUGGGGUCUUCCAGGUUGGUCAACCAUCUCUUUACCUAAAUAAUCAAACAACUUGUUAAUACACCUGGUUGGGAGGAAUCAUCAAACAGUAAAUCAAAUAAACAGCAUAAACACACUUUCAGGUAACAAGCACCACAACAGGGAACGUAAACAAGGAAAACCAGGAAGUAUAUAUACGCUAUACUGUUUUGUGAUUGGUUAUAGAAGGCCAAGUGUGUAUGCAUCAUCAAAAAGUGGCACCUUUUAAAAUGGAAGGGUUCCAUGUUAUAUAUGAUGUCAUAAUGAGGCACCAGGAAGCAAGGGAUGAGUAGGUACACAUCAGAACACAGAAGAUGCAUACUUUUUUAAUAUCAUGGUGCUGCAAGGGACAGCUAUCAUGACAUUAUCAACCCUCCAGGACCACACCCUGGGCGGACAGGACCAGGAAUUGAAGGAAACCUAGCAUGGAACCUACAAAGCAGGUAUCAUUGAUAUCAGAAGCCCAAAUCCAAGAGCCUUCUUCUUGGCUGUAAACCUUCUAGUGUACUAAGAAAAUAAAAGUCCAUCAUAAAGUCUAUAAAAUAUGAUUCCAUGGCUUUGUGGGAAUAGGUAAAAGUUGCAGUAAGCCACAAGGUACUUGAUGAAAAGCCUUGGCUUGGGUGCAUACAGAACAUUGCAAGACUCUUUAACUUCUCUUUAGAAAGACGACCACCAGAAAUCAUGGUGAAUCAAGUCAACAGUCUUAUUUUUGUUCUGCAGUUUUGGUAUCAUAUAAAUGGUUAAGGACAUUAAUGCUCUCCUCAAAAGGGACAAAUGGAGGAGCCUGUGUUUGUGCCCUCUGAAUAUUCUCUAAUAAAGUACUAGAAAGAACUGUUCUGGUGAUAGCUACAAUUCUAUCAUGAGGUAAUGUUUGUGACUUGUCUAGAUUAUUAGAUUCAGGAGAAUCAUAUUGCCAGGAUAGGGAGUCAUGGAUGCUGUCCAGGAAGUAGGAGGGUCUGGGAGGGAGGGUCUGCUGGAGAUUGUUCAGGAUGUGUCAGCUGACCGGAGUUCGCCGCGAACAGCUCGUGGCAAACCGCGGCGAACCGUUCGCAAGAAGAUCGCGGACGGUUCGCGACAUCUCUAUAUAUGAACCCUCCAGGAGGUGUUGAAAAUUCUUUCAGGGUGAGAAUAAUAGUCAACAUCUUCUGUUCCCUAUGUCAUAGUUCCUUUCUGUCUGUGUCAGUUUCCCCAAAAAGAACCCACAAGGAUGUAGAAGAGACUCAGGAGAGGACCUUUGAGAAAGCAUAGCCACCACUCCAAUUUUAGAUGAAUCCACUUUUAGAACAAAAGGUUUAUGAGAAUUGGGGUGGACAAGCAAAGGAGCAGGGGAAAAUGCUUGUUUUCAAAGCCUCCUUAGACUAUUGUUUGAUAGUAACACUCUUUUUAGUCGUGUUGGUGAUAGGAGCUAUUAUCUUAGAGAAUCCCUGAAUGAACCUUUUUAUUAUAGUUUCCUAAACCCACAAAUCUUUAGAUAGCCUUGAGUCCCAAUGGCAGAGACCAUUCUAGUACUGUCUUUAACUUCUUCGGGUUUAUUUAAAAAUACUUUACCAGAAAUAGUCCCAAUGGCAGAGACCAUUCUAGUACUGUCUUUAACUUCUUCGGGUUUAUUUAAAAAUACUUUACCAGAAAAAACAUUAAUCUAAGACGUGUACACUAGUCUGGUCAAAUACACACUCGCAAGUUUGCAAUACAGACCAUUCUCAAGGAGUAUUUGAAUUUGGGGAGUUUCAAAAGCAGGUAAAUGUACACUGAUGUCGUCGAGAUAAAAACAAGUACUCAUAGUGAUCACUGUGGGUAUUAAAUGCAGUUUCAUCACUCUCAUAAUCCUUACUAGACUGGAGGCACCUCUUAAAUCAAGUUUAGUGGACCCCUUAAGAUGGUCAAAGAGUUUAGAAAUGAGUGGAACCAGAUACAUGUUUUUAACAGUGAUUUUGUUCAAACUUCACUAGUCUAUGCAGGGUCUUAGAUCACUUUCCUUUUUUGAAAGAAAAGCCUUGCACCAGUGGGUAAAGAGGACCAUCCAAUGAAUCCCUUUUAAAGUGUCUCCUGGAUGUAAUAUUCCAUAACUAGAUACUCCCUCAGAGAGAAAGGAUAAACCCUACCUCUAGGUGGCACAGUAUCAGGCAGUAAGUUUAUGGCACAAUCAUAACAUCUAGAAGACAGACUGUUUCACCCUUAUUGAAUAAAUUUUUCUAAUUUCAGUACUGAGAAGGUACUUCAGUCGAUAUGGUAAGAACAGUAGGAGUGUUUAUACAUCUUACAGGUUUGAGCAUAGACAGACAUUUUCCUUGACAAGAUAGGUCCCAGACUGUUAUAUGUUCAUUAACCGAAUCAACAGAGGGGUUGUGCUUGUAGAGUCAAUGAAAACCCAGAACAGCAAGGGAGGAUGGAGAAGAGAAGAGUUGGAGAGUAAUAUAUAAUACACCCACAGUCAUAGUGAUGUUUUAGGUUUCAUGAUUAAUAUGAGGAUUGACAAGUGGCCUACCAUCUAUGACCUCUAUGGCCAUCCAUGGCCUCAGAUACUAUAUAUACCCUAUAUUCGGAUGCGAUUGGUUACAGAGGGCUAUGAUAUCACAAAUGUGUUUACAUCAUCAAAAAGCACCAUCAUAGACUUACAUUUUAAAGGAGACCAUGUUAUAUAUGAUGUCAUAAUGAUGCACCUAAUGAUGACGUCUAUCUUCUGUCCGUACUCCUACCUCUGAUGCUCGCCUUCAAGACUUCUCGAGGGCUGCACCGUUCCUGUGGAACUCACUUCCCUCCUCCGUUAGAUGCUCACCCAAUCUCCACUCCUUCAAAAAAAUAAUUAAAAACCCACUUCUUCAUAAAAGCGUAUAAAUUAAACUGUUAAUGGCUCCCGACUGAUUCCUCUCUUGCAACUGUCAUUAGUCUAAUACUAUCCUUACCCUUUGUGUCACUCUACACCACUCCCUCUAGCAUGGAAGCUCAUUGAGCAGAGCACUCACCCCCUCUGUUCCUGUGUGUCCAACUUGUCUGGUUACAACUACAUGUUUGGUCUUCCACCCACUGUAAAGCGCUGCGGAAUUUGUCGGCACUACAUAAUAAUAAUGCACCAGGAAGGUAGGGAUGAAUAGGUGUGCAUCAGAUCACAUCGUGCACAAGAGAUAGGUAUCGUGACAGAGACCUCUUAUCCAAUCCUAGUCAUUCAAUUACUUUCACUAAGAGGAAUGCACAUAUCCCAUAAAUCUACGAGCAUAAAAGGUGUAUGGGAUCCAUUUUACACCAUAGAGCUUUCUGUAGCUGUAUAAAGUGCAACUGCACAACCACAUGUAUCGCCAUUAAGGAGACAUUGAAAUUUCCUUUACAUUUCUAAAAUUUAAAGGAAGUAACUUAAAAAGAAUCAUAGAAGUUGUUUUGUCUUAUUUUCCAUGAAUUAAACUACUCAACCAUGGCACUUAUGUACAUGCCAUGCAUGUGUGCAUCUGCCAUAUAGCUCUCUCAUAGAAAUGAGUGUACACACUUGCAAUUUAGGUAUGUGUAUAAUCCCUUGCAAAAUGCAAAAUAUCACUCAAAAUGAGUUGUUUUAUGUAAUUUCUGUUAAUGACAUCAUACAGCAGGAUUUCAAACAUUAAUGGUACCUGUGUUUUUGAAGCCCUUCGGGCUUAUUUAAAACACGUUUGAGUAAAAAUGAAUCAUAAUCAAUUGCUGUUUUCAUUACAAUAAAAAUAUAAAUAAAAUUAAAUACAUAUUGUGUACUCUAUAAUGACCAUUUAUUUACUGUUAUUAAACUAUUUAACACUAGAUUUUAAUUGGAAAUAAUGGGUCCCACAAAUGGCAUAUGGAAGAAAAAAUACUCUAAAGCAACAUAAAGAUAAUAAAGAAAAUAGCUAAUUGUACAUGUAGGUAAUUUAUAGCCCAACACAAUCUUGAGUCAAAAUAAACACUUUGUGUUGCUACAAAUACUCCAUUGAUUGAUGCACAAAUUCCAUAAAUAUAAUAAUAAAUAAAUAAAUAGUAAAAAUGCCCCCAAACAAAUAUCAAUGUAGAACUGUCAUAUACAAUGAAUAUGCAGAACUUUUUUUAUAUAUUGUUAACUAGAUCAAAUAUAUAAUCUGUCUUUUGAGCUCAGAAGUUAAUAUUUUAAGUUUAUAUUUCCCAUCAUGGACCUGGCCUCCUCCUUCUGAUAUCUGUAAUAUCUUUAAAUUUUUAUAGCACGGGCUGUUAUAAGCUGGUGUAGAUAUAAUGUUGGCUCGGGGAAGUACUGAAAAUGCCCAUUCCAUCAUUGGUUUUCCAGCGCGAACACACACGCACAUAUUUAACUCACUAUAUACCACAAUUGCUAAAGUUAACACAGUACCUUACUGUUGUAGAGUGUUUACUGGUGGCAAUUCAAUUACUAAAAGGCAAGAGUGAGAGUGUACUUUGUUUUACCCAAAUAAAAAACGAUAUAUUUAAUUCAAGAUAGCUACAAAAUACAUUCUUGAUUUUUUUUUUUCAAUUCUUUAUUUUGGAUGUGCAUGGGAGUUAGUAAAUGAACAAGAGAUAUUUGUACAUCAGUCAGUUAAUGACUAGCAUGUACAUGUCUUGCAAUGUGCACAUAUUUUUUCAUUUUUUUCUAUGUUAUACAGAGUUAACAUUAUAAAAGUAGAGCAAACAGGUUAACAAGAGCCCUGUAACGAGUAACAUCAUUAUGUCAAAGUGGGUGUCAUCGGGUUGGGUAAUGGACCUAAAGGUAACUGACAUAUAUAGGCCUAUAAAGUAAAGCUAGUUUCCAAUCUGGGAUGUGCUGCAUUUUCGAGUGGGUCGGUACGUGUGGACAGCCUGCAGGUGAAUGCAGUAUCCCUAACCAAGGGGGCAGGUGGGGUUGCGAGGUAUUGGUGCAGACUUUGGCAAUCGUAUAUACACGAGUGCUGCAUUGAAGAGGUUAAAGCCUACAGCCAACAAUGUAUAUUACAUUAGAUUUAUCUGCUUGCAUUUCUGUUGUACACAAAACUAUGUGUUAAGAUUUUUUCCCCAUAUUCUCUUGGCCUUUGUUUCUGUUUUGUUUUAUUUUCGAAGCAUAUGGAACCAAUGUUUUGUGGUCUGUUCACCUCAUCAUGAGUCAUUCCUUUACAGUAAAUGGAAAUUCAUAAACACACAAAUGUUGAAAAAAAACUCUUAAUGUUUUUGUUUUUUCUUUUACUCUUUCGCAAUUCCAGGUGUUAAGAUUUUGGAUGUGAAAUCAUUUCUUCAGAUAAUGUAUGGUUGCGAACUCAAGGCUAACAUGGCUUGUUGCUUAUCCAUUGUUUAUUUGGAGAACAUUGUUAUCGUUUUGCUUGCAUUUUAAUUAAACAAAUUCUAAAAGCGCUUUCAGGAUUAAUGAUUAAUUUAUACAAAUAAUCAAUAGACUUGUGCACAAAUCCCUUCUGCUGUGUUGAACAAAUCAAAUGCCUGUCAAUUCAUGAAUGACCGAAUCAAUUUAUUUAAGAUUCAUUCAACCAUAACUUGAUGGGCAUUUGGUUAAUUCAGCGCAGUUUGAAAGGCAUAUGUGUACAAGCACAUUUAAGCAGACUCAAAAAAAUACUCUAGUUUGCCAAACUCCCAUUUUGCACAGUUGGUUUCAGAAUUAUGCUUAGUGUGUACUCUUUUUGAGCAAUGUGCACUCCACCAAACAUGGUACACAUUGCUGUUUCUCUUAUGGAAUAUGAGAGAAUUGUGCAAGUACUUUCAGGGUCAGUAUAAUUAGCUCUUGUUAAAGGACCACUAUAGGCACCCAGACCACUUCAGCUCAAUGAAGGGGUCUGGGUGCCAGGUCCAUCAAGGGUUAACCCUGUCGCCAUAAACAUAACAGUUUCAGGGAAACUGCUAUGUUUACAUUAGGGUUAAUCCAGCCUCUAGUGGCUGUCCCAUUGACAGCCGCUAGAGGCGCUUCCGUGCUUCUCACUGUGAUUUUCACAGUGAGAAGACGCUUGCGUCCAUAGGAAAACAUUGAGAAAUGCUUUCCUAUGGACUGACUGAAUGAGCACGCACUGCUCUUGCCGCGCAUGCACAUUCGGCGGAUGAAGUCAGAAGAAGGAGGAGAGUCCCAGCGCCGAGGGAGCCUGACACUGGAGAAAGGUAAAAAUUUAACCCCUUCCUCCCCCUUCAGCCCGGCGGGAGGGGGGCCAUGAGGAUGGGGGGGGGGAGUAAAAGGACUCAGAACAACAAAUCUUCCCGGAUUGCCCCAGCAACUAAUGCAUGUGUCUAUUAUUAUUAACAUCAUUAGUUGCCAGUGUGAACCAGUUAUCUUGAAAUUACUCCUGUCACAUUUGCUUCAAAUGUUGCUUGGCAAGCAGGUUUUUUGUUUUGGAACACGCAAUAUAAUUUAGCGAGAGAAACCUCUAGUCGAUUCAAUACACUAUAUCAGUACUUUUACAACUAGAUUUCUAAACACCAAACAAUGCUUACAGAAAAAAAAAAUAAUAAUAAAUAAAACCAGUGUUAAAGUAUUUCUAAAUAUGUUGUAACUUGAAAUUAAUAUGUUCCCCUCUCAUAAAUGUAAAUAUAUUUUCUGAUAAACAGAGGAUAAAUUCCCUUUCGGAUUGUCAUCUUGAUUUGCUAUAGUUCGAUUUCUGAAUUUUACAAUAUCUCAAUAGAUAUGUAGGAUGUUUAUUAUAUCAUAUAAUAAUAUAAUGUUUAUCAUUCCAGUAUUUAUAAUUAUCAAUAAAUUUGGGAUUUCUGAUAUAUAUCUAAAAAUAUUCUCUCUUUGAGUCACUAGUGUAAAACAGCAAAGCGGUGCAUCACAGUUUAGUUCACAAAUGUGUCAUUAAAACCCUUCUUCUUUGCUAUUAGCUUUAAAGCUGCCUUAAAUGAAGUUUUAUUUUAUUGGUAUAUAACAUGCCUUGUUAUGGCAGAAAUAUGUUGUUCUGUCUCUUUCUUUUAUAUCUGUGUUUCACUUCAGCAAGCAACAAAGACUUGACAGGCUGUAAAGUAUAGUUAGAGCUACAGUAUAAAUAAUUCUAGUACUUAGGAGGGUAGAUAAUCUAAUAUAAACUACUAAAACAUAAUUCAGAUAUAAUACAAAAUAUGACUAGAUGAGCAAUAGUGAGGGAUCAGUUAACCAGAGAAAAGAAAACAGAGUCAUAAAAUAUGAAUUUAAGGAUUUAUACGGACAUAUUUACCUUGCUUUUGUUAAAGGGCCAUCAAGUGCUUAAAAGUGUAGAAUUUCUACUUCUGACUGGAAAGAUGUAUUUUCAAGACAUUUUUUCAGAGAAAAAUAACUUCAUUUGUAAUGCUGAAGAAUGCGUAAUUUGACAUGUGUAAUGUUUUUAUAGUUUAUAUACUAUUGAUAGUGUUUGCUUUUGUUGACUAGAGAUAGUGUGAUUUCUGACUCAUCUUCUGUUACAAUAAUAGGAAAUGUUCCCACCUGAAGGUGGAAAGGCUCUGAACCACUAAACAGCGCUUUCGACUUAGUAUUGCUAGAAGUCGUCUUACAUUUACAUAAUAUUUAUUAUUGAAUAAAAAAUCUCUAUCCACAUACGCAUAAUCGUUUUCUUAAUUAACUUGAAGUAAAUGGAAUGAUAGAUGUUUUUCCCUCUUACAUACAUAUUUAGAAAUCCUUUGAAGGACUGGAUCAUAGUCUGCUACUUGGGAUACGUUGCAGACGGACAGGCGAGGUUUACCCAUAGAACCGCAGCUAUUAUUGAAAGAGUCAAAGGAGGUCACAAGUUAGGAUCUCCCCAAAAAUACCUUAAAUAGCAUUAGAACUAAAAAUAUACACUUCCCCCUAAAUCACCUUUAACCUCAGCAUUUUGUUUUGGGCGCCAGUAUAAGGAAAUCAGAGGCAGCAAAUGAUACUCCUUCCAAAAUCUCCACUCGUCUAAUUUCAACCGCUUAAUCAAGUGUCUUUUGUGUGGCAGGUGCUGAAGUUUAUUUAUGUUAGUAUACCAUACUCUAUUUUUAGAAAUUUGGUCUUAGGGAUGAAUAAACCCAAGCAAGCACAUUAAGCCAUAUUAAAUGUGUGUAUUUAGGCUGCCUGUUUUAUUUUUACAUCCUCACGUCCAAAUAAUCAGGAUGUGGUUAUCGAAGAGGUGAUAGAGACUCUUUAUACUUCCACAUGCAUGCAGCCAUAAUAUUACUAUGUUCUUGCACAUUCUAUUGUAGGGGUAGAUUGGGCCUGAUUUUGAGAAAUAGUCAGGCACACAGCCUGACACCAAAAUUAUACAAAUCGUAUCCUUUUAUGGGAUGUUUUACAGAAAGAUAGCCUGAUGUUUUUAAGUUCAGUAAUAUCUAGAUAUAAACCAGAACUAUGUUGUAAUCUAUAAUUUAUGCUGCUAGUCUAGCUGCCUCAUAAAGCAGAAAUAUAUAAGAGAUGGGAGAUUGUGAGAAACAAAAAACAAACAAAAAUAAUACAAUAAAGGAAAAAGAUUGGGCCAAGAGAGAUUAUAUACAAAUAUACAGCAUGUUGUUCUGUAAGGUCCAUUCCCCAGAUUGAGAUUCCAUGAAUUAUGAUUACCUAUAAAAUGUGUGUUAAAUACUAGGUGCAUUUGUUUUCCAACAAAACAUAAAAGUUAUGAAAAAUUUGUUUUUUUAAAUGAAUAUUGAUCAAUAAAUUGAACCGAAUGACCAAACUGAACGCAGAACAAAUUCAGUUCUGCAUCAUGCGGAUGUACAGCUCAAUGUUUCUGCAGUACAGGUUCAUUAUCAAGACACAAGUUAUCUCUAUAUAUAUAUCUAUAUAUCUAUAUGUACAAACACACACACACACACACACAUAUUUAUACACUAUUUAUUUCCUGAUCAAACAUGGCAGCACUUACUCAUGGUGUUAGCUCCUUCCCUCACAGCAGAAAGGACAGAAAAUAGAACUCUGAAAUUGGUAUAUAUAGAUCCACCAACUCCUCAACAGGCAAUCUUUUUCCCUGUCCUUCACAGGAUUCUGGAAGGAGUUUGUUUAAGCAGGCCAAGAUUUUUUAUUUUAUGCUUACCAGGCCAAUAUUUUUGUGGCCCAGCAAGGGUUCAGCCUUUAAGCCCUGAAGAGCCAGCAACAGCACAUAUCUAUGAGUCACUAGUCUGGUUAUACACUUUUGUGACAGAGGGCCUGACCCAACUCUCUCCCUCAGGGUAUGAAAGCGAUCCACUGCAUAAAUGAGACACAGGUGGGGUUUAGCCUCUUAUACCUGAAGACCCAGCAACAGCCCAUCUCUGAGUCGCCAGCCUGGGUACCCCCUUUUGUGACUGGGGGUCGGACCCAACUCUCUGCCUGAGGGGAUAAAAGUGAUCAACUGCAUGCAUGAGGCCAAACUGGGCCUAGGGCUCUUUUCCCUAAAGACCCAGUAAACAGCACAUCUAUAAGGUGACUACCUGUGUAUGCCUCUUUUAUGUAUUCCACUAUGUCUAGGGUUUGUUUUAAACUUUCCCCCACUUUUGAUAACGACUGGCAUAUGAUGUAUAAUAAUCCGUUUCCCAUUUGAAAUAUACACAUCUUUAAUUUUACCACAUGACAGGAGGCUUCCUAUUUUGCAUAUAACUCUCUUUACUAACUCCACAUAGCAGUAAAGAAAAAAGUGAAAACGAUAACCAAUCAAAAUGCAAUAUGCUGUAUGGUAUUCACAGUGAUGAGGCUCCUCCCCCUAUUUCUUUACUGCUCCAUCAGCAGACAGGUCAGAGUUUCAGCUCUUCCUCUUCAUUACUGUUUGUUUGACUAAAUAUAUUGUACCUUUAACUUUAACUUUAUGUUAUUUAUAUGACUAUUGCAUCCUAUCCUAUAUUCUGCUCUUUAUCUCUUUCCACAGGGACUCCUGUCCCUGUAUUCUCUGUCUCCCCUUAUCUGUGGGGCCCUUUUUCUAGGUUCUUUCCUCCGCCAGCUUGGCGACCGUUUUUCUCGAGCUAUCCGCCGCCCAAACGGCGGAUUGCUCAUUCCAGGACACCUUUGGGGUAACGCUCACCCCUUUCAUCCACCCUCACCCCGCGGUCUCUCGACCGCGCACAUCCCGACCGGCGCUCACGGGAUUUUCGCUCCCGGCGCCGGCGGCCAUCUUGGAUCUCGCAUCUCGCGAGAUCCACGGCCGCCAUUUUAAGCCCCACCGAGCCACUUGCAGACAGUGCCUGGCUCCUACUUACACCCGGUCACCCUCAAACACGUCCCAGACAUUCUUCUAGCAAGUGUGUUGAAGGCAGGGGUCACAAGGUCAGUUAAUUCAGUCUGUGUACUAAAGCACAAUAGGGUUGCAAUACCCUGUGCUCUUGGGGUGCGGCCCCUAAUAUUUAUGCUGCUUAUGAGGUGUGACUAUACAUCCUCCAUAUACCUGGGUGCGGCCCAGUGAAAAAACCCAAAUAUACCCUGCUGGGGUUACAGGUACUGCUGGUACCAAGUGCUUUUACCUGAGUCUUUUAUUAUUACACCCUGCUGGGGGUUUUGGUACUGCCGGUACCACUGCACGUAAUUACUAUUCGCCCUGCUGGGGUUGAACUGGUACUGCUGGUACCAUUAUUAAUACAGACUGACCCCUGACCCUAUCUGCGCCCUGUGCCAAGUAAAAAAAUUUUUGUGGUCAAUAUUUUCAUCAUGGAUUCUUCUCAAAACACUGCUGAAUUUCAAAAUAUGAUCAGUGAGGCUAUAGCGGCCUCGAUGGAGAAGGCACUCUCCAGGGUUCUGACGGCCUCUGCCGAACAGAAAAUCCCUGCUAAGGUCCAGCAACAGGACUACGAUUCCGAGGCUUCGGAAUCACACACACAAGCCGAUACUCGGCCCUCUAAACGCCACUGGAAGGGCGAAAAGGGGAACGCCAACCCCACAAGGGCAAGACCCCUAUAAAAAGGCGUAAGCCAGCUCCGGCUGUCCCUUCCCCAGGACGCAAUUACUCCUCAGACGAGGAGGGGAGACACUCGCCACCCAUGGCGAUUUUGGACUCAUGGCAGGCCAUGGAUUCCGAUUCCCAAGAGGAAAACGCCUGGGACUCGGAAGAUGAGUCACGCCCUGGUUUCCUACAGGGCACCUUCCUAGACAACAUUCAACUGCCGGACGACCCGGCACAAACGCAGGACGAAGGCGAAACCAUCCUGGACCCCUCGGGCCAGCGAUUAUUCGACCCACGGAACAUUCGACACCCGCGUUCGGGGGACUGGACACCCCCCGAACACCUGGCGAGGUUCAUGCACAAGUGGCUACGCAAACCAUUGGAUAAGACGGUCCGCAACCGCUUGCGUUCCGAAUGUCCUCGCCCCUCACUACCAGAUCAAGUGGCUCAGACCCCAGAAUUCGACCAGGUCAUGACCACCUUUAUGUCUCGGGGUGGUCGGGAUCCCCGUAAAGGGGUGGAGAAGGGUUUCCAUAGCGUACAAGACAAGUUGCUGGAUGCGAUCGGCCCCCUCUCCCGCAUCAUGUACUUGGCGGAUGACGCCCUCACCCGAGCUGAACAGUUUGAUACCAACAUGGUACGUGAAUGGGCUCACGACGUAAGAGAAUGGGCGCAACGCUGUUUUUGUUUUGUUGGCAAGCUGUUCGGGGACACUUUCCUGAAGGACCUGAACAGACACGUGAACGUGUUCACGUCGCUUAACAAAGCUCAGACCACCAUGAAGCGGGUCUUCAGGAAUAACCCUAACCGGGGCGUUUUUGGAUGGGCUGGCCGCUACAGGGGCCGUGCAGCCAGCCGCUUUUGGCCUUCAGGCCCCCGCUCACAAAGACCUCAACCAUUCUACCCGGAAGUUGGCUACAGACAGCCUUUCUCCUACACCAGGGGAGCCGACCGAGGUCGUGGUUCAAGGGGCCGUGGCAGAGCACGCUUCACCCCCACAGGUAAGCCAAUAUGUGACUCACGUACCCCUUACUUCACAAACGGCAGGUCGUAUUGCUCUCUAUUUUCAGAAUUGGACAACCAUUUCGACGGACGCAUGGAUCCUGCAAACCGUACAGGGCUACGUCAUAGACUUCGUGGGCCACCCGAACCAAACGGUACCUCCUUACCCCGGGACAUGUUCCUCGGAAGACCAUCGACUCAUACAAAUCGAGUUGGAGGAACUCCAAUCGAAAGGGGCGAUAGAACCCGCUCACGAUCAGGGGGGAUUUUUCAGCAACAUCUUUCUGGUAAAGAAGAAGACCGGGGAAUUCCGUCCGGUCAUAAACCUGAAAGGCCUCAACGCAUUCGUCGUAUACAGGCACUUCAAGAUGGAGGGCAUACAUCUUCUGAGGGACCUCCUCCAAGACGGGGACUGGUUCACGAGACUGGACCUCAAGGACGCGUACCUCUCGGUACCCGUCCACAUCGACCACCGCCGAUUCCUCAGAUUUCGGUGGCAAGACCGGCCUUGGCAAUUCACGUGCCUUCCCUUUGGACUCAGUUCAGCCCCGUGGUGCUUCACCAAAUUAAUGAAGCCAGUAGUCGCACAUCUUCGAGCACGAGGGAUUCGUUGCAUUAUUUACCUGGACGACCUGCUUCUAUUCUGCUCAGACAAGUCCAGACUGACUCAACACACACAAUUUACCGUAAACUUCCUGACAUCACUGGGCUUCGUGGUCAAUUUCCUGAAGUCAGAAAUGUCUCCAGCUCAGACGGUGCAGUUUUUGGGCUUCGAAAUAGACUCCAAGUCCAGCACGUUACGCCUGCCGACGACAAAGAUCGCGGCCAUCAAAAAAGAAUUACGCAGAGUCAUUCGCUGCCAAUCCAUUCCGCUCCGCAAUCUGGCCCGGAUUGUGGGACUACUAUCCGCGUCCAUACAGGCCAUAUUCCCGGGACCCCUGCACUACAGAGCAAUGCAACGCCUGAAGACCUCCUUCCUGCACCGGAACCCGUCUUACGACCAAACUAUCCCGAUUACGGAGGAGGUAAAGGAGGAAUUCAGAUGGUGGCUAGACAGCAUGGAGGCAUGGAACGGCCGAGCCAUCUUCGGGAGUUCGCCCGACAUAGUUCUGGAAUCGGACGCCAGCCUUUGGGGCUGGGGCGCGACGGGCGAAGGCAAGUCGACAGGAGGCGCCUGGACUUCUCAGGAAAUCGACCUACACAUAAACUGCCUAGAACUCCUAGCAGGCUCAUUCGCGAUUCGCAGCUUAGCAAAGGACAGAUCGAACUGUUGCAUCCUCCUCCGGAUGGACAACGUCUCCGCGGUUCGAUACAUCAACCGCCUGGGCGGAGCUCGGUCCCGACUGUUAUCCGAAAUAACGAAGGAGAUUUUCAACUUCUGCUUGCCCCACAACAUCUCCCUCAAGGCGGAUUACCUUCCGGGGGAGACAAAUCUGACGGCAGAUUGGUUUUCACGCCAUUGGCGGGACAGCAGCGACUGGAGACUGGAUCCUCAGGUCUUCCAACGCCUCUUGAGCAGGAGAGGUCCCCUCCAACUGGAUCUGUUCGCAUCUCGCAACAACAGACAGACACUCAACUACUUCAGUUGGCUCCCGGACCCGGAGAGCGUGGCGGUGGACGCAUUUCUCCAAUCAUGGCCAACCGAGGGAGCAUACGCCUUUCCCCCGUUCGCCAUGAUAGCGAGGACGAUUCCAUACCUGAAGAAUCAACACGGAUCUCUAGUCCUCAUCGCUCCCCUAUGGCGGGGCCAACCAUGGUUUCCGGACCUCCUGGCACUGUCCUACGCCGAUCCACUUCUCAUACCAUCCUAUCCGAUGCUCCUCGUGGAUCCGAAGGGGAACCCCCAUCCUCUCAUCCUCGAAGAUCGCCUCACCCUGGUGGCUUGGACGCUUUCAGGGGAGCCUGGCAAACCUGCGAUUUAUCGCAAACGGCUAGAGACCUCAUAUGGGAUUCCUGGGCACCUGGGACCAGACGAUGCUAUCUAUCAGCUUGGAGCUCCUGGGCCUCUUGGUGCAGUAUACGGAACUUCGAUCCAUUUACAGCACCUGUAACAGCCAUUCUGAAUUUUCUUUCACACCUUUUCUCUACGGGUCGCUCCUACCGCUCGCUUAACGUCGUGCGCUCGGCGAUUUCGGCGGCUCACGUCCCGAACUUAGGUAUUCCCGUUGGGAAGGACCCUCUGGUAUGCCGUGUCCUGAGGGGUAUCCGAUUACAGAGACCACCAGGACCUAAGUACUCCCACAUGUGGGACGUGGAGGUGGUCCUACGGUUUCUGAGAGAUUGGCCGACUAAUGACAGACUGUCUCUCAGACAACUCUCGGCCAAACUGACCCUCUUACUUUGCCUCGUUUCCUUCCGUCGGGUUUCGGACGUGCGUGCUUUCGACAUCAAUGCCUUUUCGGUGUCCCCUGAGGGAGUUACCUUCCGCGUAUCACGACGUACCAAAUCGGACUCUACGUCGGUCUUUUAUCCCUUCUUCGCUACUGAACCGCAGCUAUGCGUCGUCUCUACCCUGCAUCAGUACGUGGAGACCACUGCCUUGCUUCGGGCCUCUGCCUCGGGACAGUUAUUAGUAUCCUAUGUCAGGCCACACGUUCCCGUUUCGACUACCACACUCGCCAGAUGGGUACGAUGGAUCCUAUCUCUGGCGGGUGUGGAUGCUAAUUUCGGUGCACACUCAGUGCGCGGGGCGGCGGCCUCCUCGGCUUUCUCGGCAGGCGCGUCCCUGGCGGAUAUCCUUCGGUCAGCUGACUGGUCGAGGGAAUCUACCUUUCGGACAUUCUACUUUCGCCCGAGUUCAGGUGCGGCUAUGUCUCUUCUACAUCAGCGUUAAAAAAUGCAAAAUAGGAAGCCUCCUGUCAUGUGGUAAAAUUGAAGAUUAUGCUAGCGUUAGUGUAUUUAUAAUCUUAAUUUUAGUAAUGACAGGAGGCGAGUAUUUUCCCACCCUUUCCCUCCCUUGGGAAGAGUGGAUGCACGUAAGUAUAUUUCUAUAUUCCGUUGUCUUAUCUGGUAUCUAUACCUUCGUCUCCUCUUGGUUUGGGAUCUGUUAUGUUCAGGUUAUUAUGCAUUAACCUUUUAACCAGGGGGUCUCAUAUUGCUUUAUUAUGUGGGGUCGAUACUGCAAUCAGUUGAAAGAUCGGUGCCUAAUCCGUUUCACGUUCUCGUUUCAGUUUAAAUCCAUGAUGUUCACAGAUCCUUCUCAGAGUGGACACAGUUGAAUCAUCCUUCAGCUCCUGGAGCCUCGUUAAUGGGACACAUCAACCGCUGCACGUUGCAGGACACUCUGAAUCAGUUCGCACCCCGUGAAAGUCUGUUUUUAUCGAUGGGAAUCACACGUUGGUGCACGUUAUACAUGUUUGGACGUUAUUGUUUCUUGAGUUUUGCCUGAUGUCGCUUCCGAAAGAGGGGGAGGAGCCUCAUCACUGUGAAUACCAUACAGCAUAUUGCAUGUUGAUUGGUUAUCGUUUUCACUUUUUUCUUUACUGCUAUGUGGAGUUAGUAAAGAGAGUUAUAUGCAAAAUACUCGCCUCCUGUCAUUACUAAAAUUAAGAUUAUAAAUACACUAACGCUAGCAUAAUCUUCAAUUAUCGUGUAAUAUUUCAGAGUUUCAUAUGUAAUCAUUUCAGCAUAUUACUUUAAAUAAAAUGUCAAAAAUAUUGCCCAUACCAAUCCAAAACAAAAAUGUCCAAGGCAUGUCUCUGCAUCAAAUUCUUGAAGCAAGGGAAUUGCUGAUAACAGGCUAAGUGCAUCAGAUCUAAAGUUUCAGCACACAGAUAUCUAAAUUGCCAUUUGAAUUGCUAACCAGAAGUCAGCUUUUACACAUAGCUGUUAGUGGCAUUGGCAUUUAUACACAUAUGGCGGUGCCAUGUAAUGCAUGACAGGUGCAUAGUCGCCAAAUGGACAAGGGGAGGGAUAUAUGACUUGAACCCAACCCACCCAAUAAUACACUGACACUUAGGGUUAUGGGUUAAAUUGUCCACAGCUUUAAUGAUAAGAUAACAAUAAAUAUAUAUAUAGUCAUUACCUGCCACGCCCCAACUCUUGCAUCAUCUUUUCCAUAUUUACAUCAAGGUAAUGACCCACCACAUAAUACAUUUCCAAUAUACAACCAUCAUAUCAAAUAUAACAUGUAACAUAUCAACAUUGAUCAAUUUCCUGGUAGGGGUAUACCCAGAUUCCCCUACACCACCAAGGUUCUGAGCCACCAAUGGACUCGGAACACCACCGAGGUUCUGAGCCACCAAAGGACUCGAAACCUACCAAAACAUGUACAAACAGUGUACCCUUUUAACCAAUCAACUAACCAAUUAACUAACUCCCUUUACUCAUCUCUUAACUCAGGCCCAUUAUCCUUAAUGUUCCUUACCCCACCCCGCCGCUGUGACCAAGCGGAGAAAAUUACAAAGGGAGGGAGGGACCAACUCUGCUAGGUAAGAAAUUAGAGUGAGGGAUCCUAAAAUGGCUGCCCCUUUAUAUCAGCCAACCCCCAAGCACUGCUCUGCCAAUCCCUUACUGCUCUCACCCCUUAGCCCGCCUCCUAGCCCUGUCAGGGCCCUAUUCCCUAAGCUGUGCUUUUUCCAGGGGCUUCAGUUGUGACAAUAGCUUGUGAUGGCUAAGAAUUUAUGGGAACUAUAUUACCUGUAAUAACUGUAUAUCUGAUACUGUAUUAUCCUUAGUACAUGUUACAAAUUAAAUAAAUCACAGACAGAUAAUAGAAAUAAUUAAUUGUUGGGCAUUGAAGUGUAUUUUAGGCCAUAUUUAAAACAGUUGAAAACAGACUUGUAGAUUGUUUUUCAGUUUGGCUAUUAUGGUCUAAAACAAAACUAUGAUCUAGAAGUGUAGUAUGGCACAAUACCAAAAGAUAAAAUAGUUUAACCUAGAGCAGCUUUCACUAACUUUUACUAGCUUGGUACGUAAACAAGUGCUUCCCUACUUGCUGAGUGACCAGGGAAGAAGUGAGAAUGUGUAGUGAUGAUCACACAAGGAAGGAAAUUGUGAAAUAGUUUAACACAUUAAAGUAAGAUGGCAUCUGGUAAUUCUAGACCCUAUAACACCUAAAUUAAGUGGCCCUUUAAGAUAUGUGUCACCAGGGCCAGAUAUGGAGCCCAGUGGGCCUGGUGCUGACAAUUAUGAUGGGCCUAAUUACAAAAUCUUAUUUACCAAAAACACUAAAACAGUCCUACCGCCUAAGCGUCAUGUAUCUGAUGUAGAUGGUGCUGGAGGGAAACUCAUAGGAUGCAGCUAUAAGAAAACACAUACCCUAUGCUAAUCUCACGCUUUCAUCUUCAAGUAAACCCAUACCCCCUAACAGCAGUGUCCAAUAAAGCAGGAAGUCUAUGGAUGGGGUAAAAGGGUGGGCCACUGACACAAAUCUGCCGAAAGGAGCGAACAAACACAAAAAGGGGGCAUGUCUGUGUCCCCAUGUCUCCCAGUUCCUUAGUGUCUGUGUACCCAUGUCUCCCAGUGUCCCCAUGUCACUAGGGGACAUUGAGAGACAUUGGCACACUGGGAGACAUAGGGACACUGAGAUACUAGGGAACACUGGGAGACCUGGGGACACAGACUCUUGGGGACACUGGGAGACAUGGAGAAAUGGGGAUACUGGUUGACUUUGGGACACGAGGGGACAUGGGAGACAUGGGGCACUGAGACACUGUGAUACAUAGGGGACACUGUGAUAUAUAGGGGACACUGGAGACUUGAUAAAGACCUGGGUACAGGUCAAAACAUUGCGGUGUCCAAUAAAACUGCUUAAAUCUAUCACAGUGAGUGCCUGAUAUUUUUUCUUUUAUACUAGGGGACACUGAGACACUAGGAGACAUGGGGACACUAGGAGACUAGGGGACUUUGAGAGACUAGAAAACACUGAGACACUAGGGACACUGGCACACUGAGUGCCUGAGAUUUUUUUCUUCUAUACUAGGGGACACUGAGACACUUGGGGGCACUGUGAGACAUGGGGAGACUGAGAGACUAGGGGACACUGAGACACUACGGACACUGGGAGACAUGGGGCACUGAGGCACUGUGAUACAUAGGUGACACUGGAGACUUGAUAAAGACCUGGGUACAGGUCAAAACAUUGCGGUGUCCAAUAAACCUGCUUAAAUCUAUCACAGUGAGUGCCUGAUAUUUUUUUUUAUACUAGGGGACACUGAGACACUAGGAGACAUGGGGACACUGUGAGACUAGGGGACUUUAAGAGACUAGACAACACUGAGACACUAGGGACACUGGCACACUAUGGACAUUGAGAGACACCAGGGACACUGGGAGACAUGGGGAUACGGAGAUCCUAGGGACACUGACUGGGAGACAUGGGGACACUGGAAGUGCCCCAUGUCUCCCAGGUCUCAAAGUUGCCCAGUGUCCCCAUGUUUCCCUGUGUCCCCAUGUCUUUCAGUGUCCCCUAGCGUCUGUGUCCCCAUGUUGCCCAGUGUCCCCUAGUGUUUGUAUCCCCAUGUCUCCCAGUGUCCCUUAGAGUUUGUGUCCCCAUGUCUCCCAGUGUCCCAAUGUCCCAAUGUCACUAGGACACUUAGAGAUAUUGGGACACUGUGAGACAUGGGGACACUGAGACACUGGGAUACAUAGGGACACUGAGAGAAUAGGGGACUUUGGGAGACUAGGGACACAAACACUAGGGACAUUGAGAGACAACAGGGACACUGGGAGACAUGGGGACACUGGGAGACUAGGGGCCACUGGGAGACAUGGGGCCACUGUGUCCCUAGUGUCUCAGGGUCCCCAUGUUCCCCAGUGUCCCUAUGUCUCCCAGUGUCCCAAUGUCUCAGCGUCACUAAGUCUCUCACCGUCCCCAUGUCUCGCAGGCUCGGAGCUGCUGUCUGGACUCUCUGUGCAGAGAUGCUCCCCGCAGAUCAGUAAGUAGAGAGAGGCAGGGAGGGAGAUGCUGUAACUUAUUAUCCCUGCCUCUCUCCACACAAACAGCGACUAGCCGGCGCUGGUAUUGCAGAAUAAUCUCUGUUUAUACUGAGACAGACAUUUGUAUUGCCGGUAUUACUGCAAUAUCGGCACAGGCUGGGCAGCCUCAAAUACCUGAGAAAUACUUCUGAAAAAUACCUGGCAACAAUGAGAAAUACAUGAGAAAUACCUGGCAACACUAGGAGUAGUGUGUGUGUGUAAAAAAAAAAAAUAUUAUUUUUUUAUAUCAAUGGGCCUAUUCCAUGGGCCUGGGCCUGGGCCUGGAGCUGCAGCUCCAUCAGCCCCUAUGUUAAUCUGGCCCUGUGUGUCACACAGAGUACAUUGUAUAAUGCAUUUAACAGGACCUCAUAUAUCUUGUACUAGUCAUCAUAAGAACAACUAUUUCCUAAAGAUCCUGCAAUAAAACAUUACAUAUGUAACAUUUCUUUAGAACAUAUUUUACUAUCAAGAAUACAUUGAGAUUUCUAUAAUUUUAAGGUAUAUAAUUGAUUGCGGAAAAUGCUAUUUUGUUAUAAGGUAAAAUAGCUUGCUGGUAAAAAGCUGUAUUUCCUAUCUCUUCUAUGUCAUGUGGAGUUAGGUAUUGUUAAAAUUAUGCUUUUCCUAAAAAUUAUCUUAAAUUAUACUGAGCGAUUUCAAUAUUAUGCAUGUUUUUGGGAUGGGGCCUGACAGCCAACUGAAACGGAAGCACUUGUUUGGAGCUACACAGAGAAAACAUGUAAAUAAGCCUAUUAUUCAACAAAAAAAAGCCUUAUCUUAUAAAGCUACAUUUAUAUUAAGCAGCUAUCUCUCCUGUGGUACACUCUGCCAAGGGUAUAACUCUCAUUUACCAUUACUGGUGGGCACUCCCUAUGCUAGACUGCUCUGUGGCUUGCAGACAUAUCCAAGGCUGGUGAGAUGGCAGAUCCACUGCCCGGGUUUUGAUUUCAGCCUUGAGACCUGUAUAUAUCCCGGUACCCACUGCUGUAGUAUCGAAGCCUUCUUUGGAUGACUAGUGGUACCUAAAAUGGAAAAUCAAUGCCUGCUCCACAAGAUGGCCAUUACCUCGAGGCCUACUGCUCCACAUGCUUUCACACAACUGAUUUCCAAGGUGGAUUUACUUCUACUGGCUUUUGUCACACUGUGCUAACAAUUCUGGGAAAAGCUCAACAAGUGACUACGUACUGAGACACAAAAGAGCCAAUUCAAGUCCUACCAGAAUAUCUUAAUAUCUCCUAAUCGACGAUGUAAAGUCUAUCCUGAAUAUUUCCAGUGCAGCAUCGUGGAAGAUGAGAUGUAACUAGUUGAGACUGGUAUUCACUUGCCAGAUUCACCUAAGCUGCUAUCCAUACGGGGUUGAACCCCCAUGCAGAACUCUUUAAUUCCAUAUUGGAAGACAAACAUGCUGGGAAGACUAAGUGAACUAGAUCUGGUCACUAGUUGUUGUUGGAUUCCUGAGAGCAUUCUGCAGGAUUGCUGGUGGAGUGCACUUAUGCUGUUGGCUGGGCUUGUGGGGUUCUGUUGGUAGCAACUUUCCCAUCGCUGGCAUUGGUUGAGUAGGCCAAAGACCCCUUAUACAAUAAUGGAUUGGAACUAGAAUCUAACUUUACCAUCAAGGCAAAGUACCAUGUUUUAUGCUUAGUCUAGUGUUAACCUAUAAACCAUUUCCCUAACCUGUGCAAUAUUAUUUCACUCAUUUAAUCCUACUUUAUUAACUCGACUUAACUAGCUUAGAAAACCUUCUAAGUUAAAAUUUCAAUUUUCUUGCAUUAAAGUACUUUUAAUAGUUUCCUGGCAUCCUCAUGUUACUGUUAUUCUCUUUUAAUAUACAAAGCGAGAUGUCUUUACAUGCUGGUAUUGUUUGCUUAUAGUAAUAACGUGAUAUCUUAAUUUGUACUGUGAUUUCUUAUGUUACCAUUAUAUCAAAAUUAGGUUUACAAUCUGUAUACUACCAUUUGUAUUUCUCAAAUGUUUCUAAAUCUUAUGACCUCUCUUUCCUUAUACCUCAUUAAAUAUAUGUUUGAUAUAUAUAUGUUAAUAUAUAUAUAUAUUUAUAUAUAUAUAUAUAUAUAUAUAUAUAUAUAUAUAUAUAUAUAUAUAUAUAUAUAUAUAUAUAUACUAUAUAAUGCAUGUUUUUUCCUUUGAUUAACCCCUUUAUGAUUGAAUUGUGUUUUUAAGUAAAUGGGAUAAAAAGUGUAACCUUUUUUUGACGGAUGGGAUGACUGGGAUGCAAAAUAUCAAAUAUGGUAGUGAAGGUAGUGAAGGGGUUAAUUUCUGGAAUGGAAAGUAACUAAUUUCUCAACAAAUGAACACAUUGUCAGUCUGUACAGAGGUAGACUAUUUUGAGUUGUCUCUUGAUGUACAUGGAUCACAUUUUCAAUAUGUGCUAACAAAAAUAUAUUUUCAGAUGCUAGAAGUGAGCCAUGUAACUGUCUGUCUUGUCCUCGCUGUCUGUCUGCUUCAAUGGACUGCUGGGAGGGGGAUUCUCACUGAGGCUUCUACAGAGGUAUGUAAGUAAUAGAAAACUGCUGUUAUACUGCUGGGAAACAGAUUAACCAGUCAUUAACAUUAGCCAGUCAUUAUCUCUGCUGAUGGACAGUUUGGCCAAUAUUAACUAGCCAUCAUUCCUAAUUUCCACUUAGGCUCACUGCUGCAAAACAGCUUAGCAAGAACUAACUAACUAACCAUUAUAUACAUUUUCCCUAAUCACCAAUUUUUUUUUUUUUUAGAAAUAGGUAUCGGUUAAUAUUAAAAUAACAUGUAUACAUUAAAUCAGAUGCUUAGCUGGUGAUUUGCUCAUUUGACUACAUUAAGUGAUUUUAAUUAGUUAAAUAGUUAAAUACAGUCCCCAUCACUCUCUAAAUGACCCUACUAAGUUAUUUGCUAAAAACUGACCACCAGAAAUAUCGUUUUGUUUUUAUACGUGUGUAUUAGCGCAUGCAUGCACAUGUGCCCAAACACGCGAUGCGCCCAAUGUAUACACUAUACAGGGUCUAUAAUAUUUGUGUAAUGUGAGUACAUAUGGGAUAAAUGGAUAAGUGCAAGGAUUAUACAAUACGUGAGGGAAAAUGUCAAUGUUACUUAUAAAGUUAGUUACCUAUAUAUAGUAAUCUGGGUUGAAAAAAAUACUAGAUUCCAAAGCGGAGAUACAUUUACCCCAAGUAUGAAAACUAAUGCUAUUUUAGCAACUUCAUGUGAUAAUUCUUGGAAAUUUUUAUUUUGUUCCAGUUUGGCCAACAUUUGUUGUGUAUUAGCAUAUUAACAAUACUGUUAGCAAUACAGACUAGUAUUCAAUGAAUGCUAAUCUUGGUUGCCUCAAUGGCAGUCUUGAUGUGACUUCACUGCCACUUUGAAUUCUAAGUCUUUUUGUACUAAUCUUGUCUUCUGGUUAGAAAUGAUAUGUUUAAUAAGACUUUCAUUGUAUUAGUACUUGUCUAUGUCUGUAUCAAAUAUCUCAUAUAGGUGCAAAGAAAUGCUCUCUCAAAAGAUCUGGCUUCUUGUAGAAGUGUUUCGAUAAAAAUCUAUAUUUAGUAUAAAUGCGCAAUAUGCAUUUAAUUUUACAGUCAUUUCACUCUACAAUUGUUUUGGAUGUGGGUUCACAGUCAGUAUCCAGUGAAGAAAAGUCAGCAGCAGACUUGGCAGCUAAGCUCCUGCUUCUAGAUGAACUGGUUUCUCUGGAGAACGAUGUGAUCGAGACCAAGAAAAAGAGAAGCUUUCCUGGCUUUGGAUCUCCUCUUGACAGACUUUCUGCAGGUUCCAUCGAAUUAAAAGGAAAACAGAGGUGAGUUGUGUCAUGUAAUCUAUUAGGGGGUUAUGAACUAGUGCAUCUGUCAAGUUAUUUAUUUUCCUAGACAUUUAAAUGCCAACCAAUGAAAAUGUACACACCAUUCUAUAACUGAACUACUCUUACCCCUGGGUUCUUACCCAGAAUUGAUUUACCGUAUUUUUCGGUCCAUAAGACGCACCUAGUUUUUAGAGGAGGAAAACAAGAAAAAAAAUUAGGUGAACUAAACUAUUUAAUAAACUAUAUCAUAAUAAUAUUUCAAGCAUGUAAAGUGAACAGCAGUCAACAGUGACAUUAUAAACAAUCACACACACACACACACACACACACACAGUCUGUUACACACACUGGCUGUUACACACACACACACACACACAAACACACACACACACACUCUGUUACACACACUGGCUGUUACACACACGCACACACGCACUCUGGCUGUUUCACACACUGGCUGUUACACACACUGGCUAUUACACACACACUCACUGGCUGUUACAUAAACUGGUUGUUACACGCAUACACACUGGUUAUUACAUUUACACACACAAACACACACUGGCAGUUACACACAUUGGCUGUUUCACUCAGACACACACAUUGAAAGGCUAUUACACACACACUCACACAUAGGCUCUUACACACACACACACACUCACUGGCUGUUACAUACAUUGGUUGUUACACACAUACACACUGGUUAUUACACACACUUACACACACACUGGCUGUUACACACACUGGCUGUUUCACACACACACACACACAUUAUUACAAUCACACACAGGCUAUUACACGCACACUCACUGGCUGUUACAUACACUGGCUGUUACAUACACACUUGCUAUUACACUCACUCACUGGGUCAAAUAUACAUACUCACGGUUUCCUAUCAUUGCUCCAUGCAAAUCUUGCCAGGUUUUGCUGCCCUUGUCUUUCCCACAGCACUCGCUGCCAGGAUAUGACAUCAGGUAUACCAGCCUUCAGCUCUUAAAGAGCUGCAGCGCUGUUCGCCGAUACGCCCAUCUGGAUACAUUUCAAUGAAACAACGGCACCACAGCAAACGGCCGGGUAAAUGAUUCACUCGGGCAUUCAGCGAAUGACCGGUGGGAGAGGGGUACUCUAUGCUCCCACCUCUUGCCGGUCACCUAGACAGUUUUGGCUGCUUGUGCUACCUUAUGGUAGUGCCGGCCCUGCACACAUUUGCUCCAUAAGACGCACAGACAUUUCCCCUUACUUUGAGGAGGAAAAAAGUGUCUUAUGAAGCGAAAAAUAUGGUAUGUUAAUUUAGUAGGUCACCGGUGGGAGCAAGUGGAACAAAAAAGUCGGUUUGGGCACAUCCACUAGUUUCUUCAGCAGGUAGACUUUAUUAUGGAGUACACAAAUUUAGACAACGUUUUGGCUUCCCUGAGCCUUUGUCAAGUACAAUUUCUGUACUCCAUAAUGAAGUCCACCUGCUGAGGAAACUAGUGGGUGUGCCCUAACCUACUUUUGUGUUCCACUGGAUUUGUCUGGGCUGGGCCACUGCCUGUUUUGGAGCACCCUAGUGGGAAUACUCCCAGAAAAAGUGUGUGUGCAAGGUCCUCUGAAAAUACUACUAAAAGACUGGUGAGAGCAGGGACAUCACUUUUAUCACGCUGUAUUUCUGGUGCCUGCAAUAGAUUGUUUACUGUAGCAGCACUGCAUUUAAUGAAGUAGGAGAAAAGUGGAUACAACUUUAGUACAGAGAAGAGUCCAGUAAUGUUUUGCAAGUUUUAUAAACAAUACCAGAGAUUAGUAUAAGCACUAAAAGAUCAACUAUAAAUGAGUAGAAAAACAGGCUGCAAACACUGAUAUUAAGGGAUACCCUCAACAAAACAAUACAAAACACAAAUACAGGUUGCACCAAAUACAAAGUCCAAUAAGUCCACAAAUGCUUGGGAAUGUUAGUAUAAUCCUCACCAGGGAUAUAUUAUGUGAGGUAGAUCCUCAGGGAAUGCUCCUCUCCAGGGUAUUUGUAUCAAGUAACUAUUUAACAAUACAGAUGUGCCAGGCACAAUAAAAAAUAAAAUAACUUAAAAGCGUAAAAAGUGUAAUAAAUGGUCAGACACAUAAAAUAAUGUCAAACACACUUUAAUGCUAAAAACUAAUUUUAUAACAACACAGCGCAAUUCACCAAUGGGGGGAGUGGGAGGGAGGGCUUUUUCAAAGUGUAAAGUGUAAAAAAGUUAUUCUGCCAAAAAAAAAAAAAAAAUGCCAGCAAGGAAAUAUUCCACAACACCGUCUAAAAAUAUGUAAAUCUAUAUAUAUACAUAUAUAUAAUAUGUAUAAAGGAAGGAUGCACUCUCCGGUCUUUCAAACAGUAGAAAAGUAUUUAAUCCAUCAAAAGGUAUACAAUAAUAUGAUCGACGUUUUGACCCAUUCGGGUCUUCCUCAAGAUCAGCAUGUAACCAUAAAAGCAAACUAUAUAUAGGAUCGUGAUCACGUUGCGCGUGCGUGAUGACGUGAGCGUGGUUGCUAGGAAACCAAUGUAUACAGUAAACGACCGGUCUAGAAUAUUUCCGUGUAGAGUGAAUGAUAAACUCUGUGGGACUAUCUAUUAGGGUAUAUACAAACAUGCUAUAUACAACGUGAAAAUCACUGUGGAACAAGUAUGUGUGAGGCAUCCUAUGAGUUGUGUGUAGUGAAGAAAGAAUCAGUGCCAACUGUAUAUACAAAAACAUCAGUGAAAAAUUGUGACAUGCCCCAUAGUGACAAACGUGUAUAUAUCUAUACAAAAAUUAAAAACAAUGUUAUUAUACCAUAGGAAGGGAAUGUACCAAAAUUACUAUUGUCUAGAAGGCCAGUAAACCAACAAUACGUUAUUUUACAUAACUUUUUAAAUAUCUUAAUAGAUCAUUUAGGCUUGAGUGGGAACAUAGGAACCUAGUGCUAUAGACAGAUAUAUUUAUACUUAUAUUAUACAUAUAUAUAAAUAUAUAUAUUUGUACCCACAUUGUAUAUCUGCUGUAAGGCAUUUUUACUGGUCAGUGGUUUAUUUACUCCUGUUAGCAAACAAGCUUCAUUUUAGUUUAUUGUAUGGCUUGGCACUAGAAUCUUACUAGAAUCUACUAUAUAUAUAGUUUUUGUAAAUAUUUUAUUAUAUCUUUUCAUGUGACAACACUGAAGAAAUGACACUCUGCUACAGUGUAAAGUAGUAAGUGUACAGCCUGUGUAACAGUGUAAAUUUGCUGUCCCCUCAAAAUAACUCAACACACAGCCAUUACUGUCUAAACCGUUGGCAUGAUAUAUAUAUGUUACUAUCCCUUUAAUUUUUCCUUCUCUUCUCUAAGCUACACUGCUUGGCAGCUUUGCAAGUACUUAGAAGCCUAAGUACUCUGGCUGGAUUUCCUCUUUGCCUCUUGAACUCAACAAAUUGCAUUUUUCCAAUGUCAAUAAACCUUUGGCACCAGAAAGGCUAGGCUUUUGCAAACAUCAGUAGAGCUGCAGCAGAUAUAAAUCACCACAAGAGGGCGUCCACACUUUGCAGUAGCUUCUCUUCUUCGGUAAUAUUAGUUGAUAAUUAUAACUUUUCAAACCCAUGAAAAUAAAAGACCAUCAGGAUUAUGUACUAAAGUUAGAAUUCAAGGUUAAUUCCAAGCUAAAUUCAAAAUUAAGGCCAGAGAAGCUGAAUGGAAAGCAUAUGUGACUUAGAGACUUUUUACAGUUUGGCUACUUUGAAUUUCAGUUUGCCAUUCACUUUGAGAACUCACUUUAGUGAUUAACGCUGUAUAUGUCUAAUACUGACUGACUCAUACACAUAUUUGUACUGUAGCAUUGCCAGUCUUAUUAAAGAAUGUAUGUUCCCUGUAAAUGACAACCUUUGCGCUAGUUCUGUGCAUAAUAAGAUUGUAGUCUUAGCUGAGUCAUACAGGCUUAUUUACUAGAGUACAAAUUCAAAGUGAGUUUGAAGUGAAUUUAAAAUUUGAGGUCAAAGUAGCCGAACUGGAAGCGUAAUUAACUUAGAGAUUCUUUCCAGUUCGGCUAUUUUUACCUUGAAUUUUAAAAAUUCACUUCAAAUUGACUCUGCUUUCUUAUUUUAGUAAAUCACCCUGUUAGUAAAAAAAAUAAAAAUUAAAAAUAAAAAAAAUAAAAAAAGGAACAGAUCUAGAUUUGGAUAAACUUUUAAAAUUAUUUUUAAAACAAAUUGAUAUACUUUUAAAAUUAUUUUGUUCAAUAUAUUAAAAAUAUAACAUAUGAUUUUCCAAAUCAUACAACACGGAUUCAACUCAAGACUUUAGUGUCCCUUUAAUACAUAAAAAAAGAAAUAAAGACAUUUUUUUUUUGUACAAUGACAGCGUCAUGUAAUGGAUAUUAGUUACAUAGUUACAUAGUUACAUAGCUAAAAAGAGACUUGCGUCCAUCAAGUUCAGCCUAUCUCACAUUUGUUUUUUGCUGUUGAUCCAAACCUUCCAUUCUUCUAUAUUAAGUCCUUCUGUUUUAUAUCUUUAUGUCAACAGGAACAUUUCUCCAUCCAAUCUCUAUAUUUCCCCAACUUAGUUUAUCCCUUCAUCCUAACACCUUCCCAGGCCCCUGAUUUCUUGAUUUGGGUUCCUGGUGUCACAUCUGGGGAUACUGGAUAACUACCCUCUGGCAGAAUAGCUUGAAUGCGUCAGUAGAUGUGCUUACAAUUUGAACAGGUACUAGGAUCCUGCUGAGAGUGCUUUAGCAAAGCUCUCUGCAAGGCUCUGUAGGUGGGGGACUGGCCGGCUAGGCCCCUUUCAGUAGGCCGGUCAUUAUGGGUGUUGCCAGUGACAUGACUCACAUCACUGGUGACACCCCACAGGUCCACCUGUCCUGAUCUAGUACUUCUCAAUGAUGUAUGCCUCACUCCCAUUUCAUUUUAUUCACAUUUCUCGAGCCUUAAAAGGACAAUGUAGGUGCUGUAACUGUUCACCUCACAUAUUUCAUCUCUCGUCACCCUCACAGAAGCUCUCUAUCUCCGCCUAUUGUUUUUUUUUGUUUGUUCUAUUAUUUUGCUCUCAUUAUAUCCAUCCUUUCUGAGUCUCUCAUUGCAAUUCUCUCAGCAAACUGUUCUCCCUCAUACCUUACAGUUAUACUAUUGGUUCAUGAUCCUCUGUUCCUUUAAUCUUCCACAACUCUUAUUAUUGUUAUUAUUAUUAUUAUUAGUGUUUAUAUAGGUCCAACUUAUUCUACAGUGCUUUACAAUAUUAUAAAGUGGGAAAUUUAACAACAAAUGGGGAUAUUUCAAAAUGUUACAGGAACAAUAGGUAGAUGACGACCCUGCUCAAAUGAGCUUACAGUUUAGAGGAGUGGGCAGCGCAAUGUCAGGCUGUCCGGCAGGAGGGAAGCUCACUGCGCUCACCUCCAGACAGUUACUAUUUGUAGCGUGGCCGAGCUCAGCCCAGAGCUUUUCACCCGCGGAGCCCAGCCUCGUACUGCCCGUCCAGCCCAGCCUCUUACCCUGGUGUCUGCCGCUAGCUAUGUGGAGGGGGUGGGGAUAUUUUUAUGAGGAUACCCCCUACCACACAUAUAAUUCAAAGAAUUACCUCUGCACUUGAUCCAUAGGCGCGGAUUAUUCCGCCCAGGCGCAUACGCUGGAGCUGUAUUGAAGCUCCAGGAUAGUGUGAGUGCACAUCUUUUAUUUUACCUAUCUUCACUACAGUUUUAAAUACUACAGUAUUAUUUCUUCUCUGGUUCUCUCCACAUAUACCUUUUCAAGGAUUACUGAAGCGCUGCACCUCCCCCUCGUUUUUAUCCAGUUUUCUUAUCGGAAAAGAGAGACUCCAUAUUGGUGUUCAAGCUGCUUUUGGACUAUUAUCAUUUUGCUUCCGUGCUGAAUUUAUGUUUGUGUGAUUAUGUAUGUAUGUAUGUCUCUGUAUGCAUGUACGAAUGUAUGUAUGUAUGUUUCUGUAUGCAUGUAUGUCUCUGUAUGUCUCUGUAUGCAUGCAUGUAUGUAUCUGUAUGUAUGUAUGUAUGUCUUUGUAUGAAUGUAUGCAUGUAUGUCACUGUAUGCAUGUAUGUGUCUGUAUGACGGUAUGUCUCUGCAUGCCUUUAUGUCUCUGUAUGUAUAUUUCUGUAUGCCUGUAUGUCUCUUUAUGCCUGUAUGUAUGCAUGUAUGUGUCUGUAUGACGGAAUGCCUCUGUAUGCAUGCAUGUCUCUGUAUGUAUGUAUGUCUCUGAAUGCCUGCAUGUCUCUGUAUGCAUGUAUGUCUCUGUAUGUGUGUAUGUCUCUGCCUGCGUGUGACUGUGUCUGUAUGUCUCUGCCUGUGUGUCUGUAUGUCUCUGACUGUAUGUCUCUGUGUCUGUAUGUCUCUGUAUGAUUAUGUCUGUGUUUGUAUGUCAGUGUAUCUGUAUGAUUUUGAUUGUGUGCCUUGUAUGACUGUGUGCCUGAAAACAAUGCCUGUGUACCUGUGGCUUGGAAGAAAAGACAUACAAAGCGAUCUGGAGGGGAGGGACACACAAAACGGACUUAGGGGAAAAAGAGCCCCACAGAGGGACUGUGGUGGAGAAGGAGACAAAGAAAGGGUCUGGGGUAAGAAACAAGGAAACACAGAAAGGGGCUGGAGGGAAGAGACACAGAAAGGGGCUGGGGGGUGGAAGUAAGAUACAUACAAAGGGGGUUGUAAGACACACUAAAGAAGGAAUAAAAUACACUGGAGCACAAAAGGGGUAAGAAAUUCAAAGGGGGGGACGAGCUACAACAAGACACACAGAUGAAGAUGCAUUUUUUAUUUAUUUUUUUGAAGAGGGGGUGGGGGCAGCAAAAUGCAUCUUCGCCUGUGUAGCUAAAAAUCCUUGCACCGGCCCUGGGAGUGGGGUAUAAGGAUGUAAUAGGAAGAGCAUCUAGGUAGACAAUAAACAAACAUUCUCCCUCAUUCCAAUGACCUCUCACCCUCAUUCACACCUUCACCUUCCAUUCUUGCAAGCCGAGGCAGCUGAUUGAGAAGCUUGUAAUAAUGAAAGAGAUGGGAAUAUGAUAUAAUAUAUAUAGUUCUUUCAGAAUGCCUUACACUCAGUCGCUGCUACCUGGCAAACACAAUUGCAACUAACCAAAUAUUUUAGGUGCCUCUCCUUGUGUGUUGGUGGGCAACCUGCUACAAGGACAGUACCGGUGAAACAAAAAUCAUCAUAGUUUGACAUAAAACAGCCAUCAGCCAUAGGAGUGAGAGCUACACAAAAUAACUUGGCAUGCAUUGGGCAGCUUACAGGUCACUAGUUGAAGAAAUCAUUUAUUUGUGAAAUUAACAUGCUAGUGUUUCUAAAUAUGUAUAAGGUAUCUGUGACUUAGCAUAUUUCUUGUAACUGUAUACAGUACAGCUAAAACAAACACAUCUAUCUCUACAUAAUCCAUAAGUUUGUCUCCAGUGGAGUUUAAAAUAAGAUCUGAACUGUACAAUUCAUUAAAAAAUGACAUUGAAUGUGCACACUUUGUUCUCUAGAGUUAGUCAUUUGAAUUAUACUUUCCAAAUAAGAGUCACAGAAAAAGCUGAAACUGUCUAAUGAAUGGUGAUAUAGAUGAAUAAGACUAUUGUUAAAAUGCUUUUAUUAGCAACCUCUGCCAGGCCAAACAAAAUAGUCAUCACAAAAAAAAAGUCACACACUCUAAUAUUUUGUUGGACUGCCUUUAGCUUUGAUUACGGCUUGCAUUCGCUGUGGCAUUGUUUUGAUAAGCUUCUGCAAUGUCACAAGCUUUAUUUCCGUCCAGUGUUGCAUUAGUUUUUCACCAAGACCUUGUAUUGAUGAUGGGAGAGCUGUAAGCUGAACUAGCCAAUGAAGCUCUUUUAUACAAAGUGCUUAGCUAGAUGCAAUAACCUGGUCAUUCAGUAUAUUCAGGUAGUCAGAUGACCAACUGCAGCAACCCCAGAUCACAGCAUUGCCCCCACAGGCUUGUCCAGAACUUACCCCAUUGAGAAUCUUUGGGAUGUGCUACAGAAGGCUUUGCACAGUGGUCCGACUCUCCCAUCAUCAAUACAAGGUCUUGGUGGACAUACCCCAUAUUGAAUACCCUGGGUUGUCUACGUUAAAAAAAUAUGUACAUGUGGGGUGUGAUUCGGGGAUUUAUGACAGAUAAUAGUGUUACAAUGUCACUAUUGAUAAAUGUAAAAAAUAUAUAUAUUGAAAGAGCAAUUUCCUACUUGUACUUAUAGCCCUAUAACUUGCAAAAAAAAAGCAUGUAAACACUGGGUGUUUUUAAACUCAGGACAACAUUUUGAAGCAGUUAUUUUCAUUAACUUUUGUAGAUAAUUAAAAGAUUUUUCAAGUAGAAGUCCAAAAACAUGUUUUUUUUUAUUUUUCACCAUAUUUUAUUAUUAUUUUUAAAGUAAAAUAUAUGACAUGAUACAAAUAAUGGUAUGUAACGAAAGCCCUUCUUGUCCUGUAAAAAACAAUAUAUAAUUUGUAUGGGAACCGUAAAUGAGAGAGCGGAAAAUUACAGCUAAACACAAACACCACAAAAGUGUUAAAACCGCUCUGGUCCUUAACGUAAAACAUCGCAAAAACAGGCCGGUCCUUAAGGGGUUAAUGAUUCGUAGUUCUGUCCGCAGCACCAAGAAAAAGAAAGAGGGUGUAAAACUUCCCUCUAUAAAGUCUGGAACUUUGGGUUUCAUUAUUGUUCUCUUGUCUGUAAAAAUAUGAAAUAGUUGGUAAUGUUUCCAUGUUAAUGGGACACUCUGUGCAUCAUAACUAAUGUAGCUCACAGCAAUGGCUGUAAUGCAUUGAUUCAUUGUUUGUUUUUCCCUGUCUUUCUGUCAAAACAUAUUUCAUCAGUUUCUCAAGCCCUAGGUGGCCAAAGCCAGCACCUCUACACUUACCAGAAUAAACUGGAAAUUAUACAUCUCUAUUAUGGAUUCAAAACCUUGCAACAUUGGACUGCAGUGACAUGCUGUGGCCACCGAGGGCAGGUGAUCCCAGCUUUUGCAGAGUAUCAUUGGCAUGCAAGGUUGGAGUCCUUUAGACAAAUAAUGCAGAAAAGCAGUUUGAUAGACAUCUGGAUGGCAAUACCUAUAGACUCAUAACUGUAGUGGGUAUGGUGCUUAGCGAGACCUUUUAAUAUGUGUAUGUUUCUUCCUUCUGGUGCUAAGGUAAUUCAUAGAUUGGAGAUUUGUUUUAGUUUGAACUGCGUGCAAAUCUGGGGCAAUCGGGCGAUUGGUCAAUUCCCUGAAUUCCGAGGCAAAAUGUAUCCAAAUAACAAGAAGCACAAUGGUCGAGCAUGUCAGUUUUAGUUUGUGAUUCUGAAUUAUGUCCCCCAAAAAAUGAUUGAUGGUAAUAAAAGAUGAAUGAUAGUUAGUGGACAGUCACUACAUGUUCAUUUUUUUUUUUCACAAAUCAAGUGAGAAAUGACCAAUAGAGAGAAAAAUGGAGGAGCAGUACAAAAGCAAACUAUAUUUAUAUAUUAUAUAUUAAAUAUAAGUAAUAUAGAAAUAUAGAUUACUUUCCCCCUGUAUUGGUUACUUCUUCUCAUGUGAUCUGUGAAUCAAAUACUGAAAAAUGGCACAUGUUAGUGUACUGUAAAAUAUAUACAAAUAUGAAAUAAAAAGGUGAAAGCUGUUUAUUACUGUUAUAAGAGUGACGCAUGUACAUUUUGAUAUAGAGCAUAGGUUUCAAUUAGCCAAUUAGUUCCAACUGAAAGUGUGUACUACAAGGUUGCACUAAAACUCUUGAUGUUGUGAAUAAUGGUUUUUUUUUUUUUUAAUUAGUAUAAUCUCAUAAAUUAAUUUUAUGUUUGUUUUGCUAUGGUUUUGCAGAAAAGUGGUAGAUCUUCCAAAAAGGAGAUUCGGGAUUCCUCUUGACCGAAUUGGGGUGAAUCGCCUUGCUAAUACCAGAGGUUAAAGAAAAUAAAAAGUGAGUUUGGCUUACAUAGAUAUUAUAUUGCUGAUUCUAAAAAAUGCACUUGCUAUGGUAUAAUUAUUUGUAGUCACAGACAAGCUAUUGAUGGUGAGAGAGCUGUGUUUAUUAGUAAAGAAUACAUCUGUUAAACCCUCACUAUACUUCCUCUGUUGUGUUGCCUUGUGUAGAUUAUAAGAACUUAAUGGCAUGAUAUCAUGCAUCAUCACAUUACAUGACUAUUUGCAAAUCUAAAAUGGGGAAGAAGAGAAACCUGAGAUACUGGAAGAAAAAUCUCAAUGUUUCUUUUCCCUAUUCCACUUAGAACAGGGUAAAAAACGGAUUGGUCAUUUGGAGCUGUUUAACUCUUGCACAUGAAAAAGAGGUGGAACCACCUAUGGCAGGAUAAUUAAAUACUCUUUUUUAUUAGCAAAAUCUAAAUAUAGACACUUGGAAAGUAGAAUGCCUCUCUUUAGCAAAUCAGUGGUGCAACAAGAAUAUAAACUAAAAUCAAAUUUGAAGGGUGCAUAUCCAUAUGUAUAUAGAUGUGUUAAUUUGUAUCCUCAUUAAGAACACAUAAAAAACAUUAAAGGAAAAUCACACUGUGUACAGAUACACAUGUAGCCAUAAAACACAUCCAGCAAUAACACCAGCAUAUGUAUAAAAUAAUUAAUUUGCAGAUAUAUACAUCUCCUUGUGUCUCUUUUACAACCCUAACUUGCAUGUCUCUUGUGUGUCUCUUACCCCCUCCAGCCCCUUCGUGCAGCCUUUACACCUACCAGCUACUAUGUGUGUCUCUUAUUUCCCACAGCCCCUUUGUGUGACUCUCCCCCCAGCACAUUUGUGUGUAUCUUUCCGUAUUGCCUAUUUUUAUACCUUUAACUUCUGCAUGCCCUCGUAUGUGUUGCGCUAGAGGUUCUAGGACUAGGAUGUAUAACAGGGGGGACAAUGGGCAUCCCUGGCGUGAUCCAUUUGUGAUCCUGAAUUCCCUUGACGUGAAACCACUAUUGGCUACACAGGCCGUUGGGUCUGAAUAUAAUGCCUUCAAUAGGGACAGGAAACCUGAUGGGAAGUUUUGUUUUCAUAGCACUGACUCCAGGAACCCCCAGUGCACCCUGUCAAAUGCUUUUUCAGCAUCUAGUGAGAUGAAUACACUGGGUUUUCCCGAGCUUCGCGCUAUUGACAUCAGAUUUAACAGUUUCCGUGUCCCAUCCGAACCCUGCCUUCCCUUUACAAAUCCUACUUAGUCUGUAUGAAUCACCGAAGGAAUAAUGGCGGAGAGUCUAUUUGCGUAUAUUUUUGCUAGAAGUUUCGUAUCUGUAUUCAAUAGAGAGAUGGGUCGUAGAUUUUGUGGUUUGUUUGGUGGUUUUCCCGGUUUGGGUAGUGUGGCUAUAUGGGCUUUUAACAUUUCGGGUGGUAUAUGGCCCGUUUUUAUGAUUGCGUUGUACAAUUCUGCUAGGUGAGGUGAUAAAGUGGAUUUAAAGCAUUUGUAGUACCAAUUCGUGAAGCCAUCUGGGCCUGGUGAUUUCCCUUUUGGUAAAGAGUCAAUGGCUUUUUCUAUUUCUGUUCGUGUGAUCGGCCUUUGGAUCUCCUCUUGUUGUGUUGGGUUAAUCGUGGGGAGAUGUGCUUGGUCCAAGAAAUCUUGGAUUUCCUGGCUUGUUGGUUGGUGUGUCUUGUCGUCUUUACCUAGGUUAUACAGUUCGGCAUAAAAAUCUGCCAUGGUGUCAUUGAUGUGUUGAGGGUUUGUUAAUUUAGUACCUGUGGAGGUAAACAUGUGGUGUAUUUUAGACUGGACCUGAUUUUGCCUUAAUAAGGAAGCUAAGGCUUUCCCCGCUUUGUUACCCUGGGAAUAUUGCGUAAUUCUCAGUUUACUCAGUGUGUGUGAAGUCUGAGAAUUACGCAAUUCAUUGAUGGCUUUAGUGGUUUGGUAUAUUUUGGUCUGUCCUUCCUGGGUUGGGGAGAUAAGCUGAGCUUGUGUUUGAUCUCUGAGUAAUUUGAGUAACGAGGUAUAGUCAUGUUGUGCUGUUUUCUUCAAAUAUGCCGCUCGACUAGUGAGGAGUCCCCUAAUUACUGCUUUAUGCGCUACCCAUGUGUUUUGGGGUUGUGUUUGGGGUGUGCAGUUCGUUAUAAAGUAUAGGUUUAUUUCCUUUUCUAGUGAAUCUUUAAAAGUGCGAUUAUAUAAAAUAGCGUCAUUCAGUUUCCAGGGUGAGGUUCCCCGAAACUGGAAUUUGUCUUGUAGUGUCAAUGAGGUGGGUGCAUGGUCUGACCAUGUUAUAUCUCCGAUUUUACAUUCUGUGAUUGCGGUGAGAAGAUGUGCCGAAACUAGAAUGAAGUCAAUACGUGAACUAGUCUUGUGGACUCUCGAGUGGUGUGUGUAUUCGCGAUUGUUUGGGUGCAUUGUGCGCCAUGAGUCCUAGAGAUGAAAUUCCAUAAUCAGUUUUGUUAGGGCUUUGCAGUGCGGCUUCAGGGCAGCAUGUCUCCUGGUGUCUCUCAGUACCGUUGUGUCCAGGCGUGGAUCCAAAACAUGGUUUAGAUCUCCACAUAGAAUAAAAUAUUGUAAUUGUGGGCUCGGAAUUUUAGUUAAAACUUUGUGUAAAAAGUUCCUCUGAUUGGUGUUUGGACUAUAUGCAGAGACUAUUGUGUAUUUAAUGUCGUUUAUAAUACAAUGAAGUAUGAUGUAUCUGCCUUGGGUGUCCUUUUUGAUUUGGAGUAAUUCAUAUGAUAGCGAUUUGUGUAUUAGUAUUGAGGCUCCCCUUGAUUUGGUGGAGUAUGUAGAGUGAUAUUGGAUGGGAUAUUCCCUUAGUGCAAACCUGGGUAUUUUAGUGUGCGUGAAAUGUGUUUCCUGAACACAAAGUAUAUCUAUUCUUUCUUUCCUAGCUGUGUCCGUGAGAACACGUCGUUUGUGCGGCGUGUUUAAGCCACACGCGUUAAUGGUUUGUAUCUUCAGGUUGUUGUAACAGUGUGGUUGCUGAAGGGGUAUCAAUUAGUCUAUAGUGUGUAGUGGAAUGUACCUCGACCCGGGAUAUGCAUAACUUGGAAGUGGUGAUGGGGAUAGGGGUAGAAACUGAGUAUAUACAUGCUCCCCGUGGGGAGCUAGUGCAAUAAUGAUGCACCAUGGGGGUUGGAAACAUUCGUCUCCUGUGGUGUGGCGUGUGGGCUAAGUUGCUUCCAUAUGGGUUUGAACAGAACUUUUUUUUUUUUUUGUGGAUAUGGCUAAACCCAGCAUCAGAUUUGGGGUUGGUGUUGUUGGCAGUUCUACACGAGGGCCUAUUUUGGUGUUGUUCAGAGGUGGUUCGUAGUAUUGCUGCGAAGUAGCGUAGACCUCUACGUUCUUUUUCGGCACAUUAAAGGGCUGGGUGGUAUUGUGGGGUUUCCCUUCCUCACCCGAUGUAGUUUGAGUGGUCUCACGCAUCUGUGUGUACCCCGUUGAGCUCCCUCCCUCCUCUCUCCCCACCCCCCAUGGUCCAGUAGACACAUUUAGGCUCAAUAAAUACCAUUGUAGAUCUUGGGUAACAAUGUGCCAUGGUGUCGGUGUUACCGUGUCAGGUCUCUCUACUUUGCGGGUGUACCCGAGCCGGCGCUGGAUAGGAGCUCCGCUUCCCUCGCGCUGGUUGUGCCUCGAGCCCAGGUAGCGAGGCACCCCGCGCAUCCUCCCCGCCCCCCCCCAACAGGGGGGAACGCGGGCCCCCCGCCCCCAUCACGCUAAGAAAGCGAUCGAGGCUCAAUGAGGCUUCUCCCAUUUCAACCUCCCAGGCCUCAAGUGUCCAUGGGCACCCCCCCCUAUCGUUAUGUGCCUUCCCAUUGCCAGCGAGGCCUUGAUACCCAUACCAGCCGCACCCCUGGACCCGCACUCUAUCAAGUAGUGUCCCAUACAACAUCAUCAACACAAAUUCUAAAAAAUAAAGCAAAAAAGAUAGUACAUAUUAACAGAGUGGCCCAGCGGCACGGCGGCACGCAUUAAGAGAGCUUCGUCUGUCCUUAAUGUCCUUUGGUUACCCGCAUAACAGUAUUGUUAGCCUUCCAAAUCAAAGAGUGCAAGGGCCCACUGUGUCCGAACCCUGUGUACAUGGGUAGUGUUGGGGAGAGAGUCGGGGGAUCAUUAGUUCCAUUCUGCCCCUUCAAUGUCGCUGUGCCAGAAUAUAGUAUGUUAGUGGUGUGCAAUACUUGCGAUUUCCCUCAUGCGUCCGCCGUUGCUGUUCAAUGGUUGCUCGGGGCUGCUUGCCAUUCUAGCCGCAAUCUAUGCCAUGGUGAGGCUUGAGCGGGUUCCAGUUGGGGGUUAAUACCCCAUGUUUUCAGUUUGGCUGCUCCAUCUUCUGGGGUGAAGAUUGGUUUCAGCACUCCAUCCUUCACCACCAACAAUUUCGUCGGAUACCCCCAUCUGUAUCUUAUUCCGUUGUUGCGGAGCGCGGUAGUAAUGGGCAGGAAUUCUUUCCGUUUUCGAAGAGUUGCCGCCGAUAUAUCAGGGAAGAUCUGUAUCUUGGCAUAAUCUUCUGGCGGUUGAGGCAUGGUCCUGCUGGCGCGUAGUAUGUGUUCUUUGACAUGAAAAUAAUGAGCACGUAGCAGGACGUCUCUGGGUGUGGAGUCGGGGAGAUGGCGCGGGCGAGGCACUCGGUGUACCCUAUCGAGCAGCAGCAUGUCGGUCGGGAUUUCUGGAGUGUAUGCGUGCAGCAUGCCUCGCACAUAUCCUUGUAGGUCAUCCGGAAGCACCGAUUCGGGUACCCCCCGCAGCCGUAGAUUAUUUCGCCGCGACCUGUCCUCCAUGUCUGCAAGCUUAGCUUCGGUGAGUAGCAGUUUCUCUUCUAGAUUUUCAACAUGGGACGCUAAGUCGUUAUGUGCCGUCGCGACUUCGUCCAUUUUGGAUUCCAUGUGUGAGGUUCUAUGUCCUGAACAUCUUUGCGUAGGGCCUCCACAGUACUCUGCCAUGAUCCAAUUAGUUUUUGGGAGAGGUUUUCUAAAGCCUGAGCCAGGUAGCUUUUUGUCAGGGCUUCUCCCGUUUCAGGCCUGCUUUGAGGCAUGCUAUCCUCUUCAGAGCAGUCGUCGCCAUCUUAAGUGGCGUUUGGUAGGCCCGAGUUCGUCUGCUGCGGUUUUUGGUGAAAGAAAUUCAUUUUUUCCGCUUUUGGUGCAUUCUUUUUCCCUUUGUGGUGUGACAUUUUCUGAGAUGGAGUCUUGGUGCAGUUCUGUGUGUUAGGAUUGAUGUAGAUUGUCAGCCCAUGAGCCGGAGCUAAGGAUUAUGCAUCCAUCUUGUCCGGCGGUUAGCCACGCCCCCCAUUUGUGUGUAUCUUUUUCCUCUUGUAUCUCUUACUCCCCCUCAGUUUAUUUGUGUGUCUCUUUUUCCUCUUCUCCAGCUCCUCUCUAUGUCUUUUUCUAUCCUUCCCCAGCCCCUCUACAUCUUUCCCCCCACAUCCUCGUUUAUGUGUCUCCUUUUCCCAGCUCCUUUUGUGUGUCUCUUCCCCCCAACAACUUUUGUGUGUCUCUUUCACCCAUCCCCAGCCCCUCUGAGUGUCUCAUUCUUGACCCUAGCCCAUCUUUGUGUCUCAUUCUUUUUCCCAACCCCUCUAUGGGCCUCUUUCCCUAAGCCCCUUUUGUGUGUCUCUUCCACUCCUCCCUUUGUGGUCUACUCUCAUCUCUCCCCUCCUGGCGUGCCUGCUUACCUCCAUGUUGACUGCACAAGCAACUUAUACCCUUAAUGGAAGUGAAUUAGAGAUAACCACACACAAGAAGGAAUUGUUAUAGACAACAAACUAUGUGCAAUGUCAAUUAGCAGUGGCUAAGGCCAAUAAGGUAUUGUCAUGCAUGAAAAAGGGCAUUAAUUCUCACGAUGAGAAUAUCAUUUUGCCUCUUUAUAAAUCCCUGGUAAGACCACAUCUUGAAUAUGCGCUGCAAUUUUGGGAACCUGUUCUAAAGAACGAUAUUAUGGCACUAGAAAGAGUGCAGAGGAGGGCUACAAAAUUAAUAAAAGGAAUGGCUAUGAAGAAAGGUUAACAAAUGUAAACCUCUUGAGUUUAAAAAAACAUCACCUCAAAGGGGAUGUGAUAACUUUAUACAAAUAUAUUUGUGGCCAAUACAAACCAUUGUGUGGAAAUCUAUUCACAAACAGGACUUUAUACAGGACACAAGGUCAUGCAUUUAGACUGGAAGAAAGAAGAUUUAGUCUAAGGGAAAGGAAAGGGUUUUUUACCGUAAGAACAAUAAGAAUAUGGAAUUCUCUGCUUGAAGAAGUUGUUUUAUCAGAGUCCGUACAGAUGUUUAAACAGCAACUAGAUGCAUACUUGCAAAAACUGAAUAUUCAAUGAUAUAAUUUUUCAAUGUAGGGUAAAUGCUUCUUGAUCCAAGAAUUAAUCUGACUGCCGUUAUGAGGUCAAGAGGGAUUUUUUUUCAUAGUUUUUUCGCAAAAUUUGAAGUGCUUAAAAAUUAUUUUUUUUUGCCUUCUUUUGGAUCAACAGCCAAAAAACAAAUAUGAGGAAGGCUGAACUUGAUGGACACAUGUCUCUUUUCAGCCUAUGUAACUAUGUAACUUUUGGUUGUGUCGUCCCUGCCUGAGCUGUGUAGUGAAACCUUUUAGUGUACCUUUAUUCUACUGUGGGGGUUUGCAUAUAAAAUACGAACAACACUUUUCAUUAAGGAACCCAAGAUAAAAAAAGUGCAGGUCCAAAGUAAUAGCAGAAUAAUCUGUGAUAUCAAGAGACACAGUGGGGGGUUAAGCUCCACACAUUUACCAGUCCCCCUUGUGGGCUGUCAUUAUUGAAUGGUGUAAAUGAUACAGCUGGGGAUGGUAAGCAGUUUCUCUCUGAAAUAGUCUAACCAAUAUGUAUAGUUUUACCUGAUCAGUGAAUGAGAAUGAUACAGCUGGGGAUGGUAAGCAGUUACUCUCUGAAAUAGUCUAACCAAUAUGUAUAGAUGUGCCUGAUCAGUGAAUGAGAAUCUACCUUGGAGGCUAAUAUAUUGCCAUUCUACACUACAUGGCCGCAUGACUGUUUCAGAGAAAAGUUGCUUACCAUCUGUUGCACACACUUCAGGGUGUAGAAAGAAGAAGUGGGAGAAUAAAUAAAGCAAUGUAGCUCAAUAUUGUAUAAAAAAAAGUUAGGUACUAUAAAACUCCCCUCCCCAUGCAUCAUUUCCUCUUUCAAGCUGCGAGAAAAACAGAAAAAAGGCAGAAAAACAUGAAUACAGCAAUGUCCACCCUCUGAGAAGAACUGCCACACCAGAUAGCGUUGAUGGACUGUAAACUGAAACGAAAGAAAAACAGAAUCGAACAGGCUGAUUAUCCAAUGAAACGUACUCUGAAUAAACAUGUAGGUACCCAAUGUAGCAACCAAAAUUACCUUAAUAUUUAGCUAUCCCAACCCUACUUAUGAAAAAUAGACAUAAGAAACAAGUGACAGGUAGCAGAGACAACAAGCAGAUUUGCAUACGUACCUGAUUAAUCCAAACUAUUAAAAUUAAACGAGGGAGGGAUAAGAACGGGUGGGAAAUACUCGCCUCCUGUCAUUAAUAAAAUUAAGAUUAUAGGUACACUAAAGUUAGCAUAAUCUACAAUUUUAUAACAUGACAGGAGGCUUCGUAUUUGCUGUUUUAAUGCUCAGUCAACAAAUCCAACGCUGUUUGUUUUGCUGGUACCUAUUCCGGGAGAUAUCAGAACAAUUCUAAAUGGACUUUCCAACUGUGAUAAAUCACAGUAGACGGAUCGAUGAAGAUGCCAGCCGACGAAGCAUCCCAAAUACGGAAAAAACACCAUCCGCUGAUAGAUCCAUUGUACGUGGGGUUGCGACCUGUUUCCUAGCAGUCAGUCAAUGAGCUGCCAAGCUGAUCUAGUAGCCAUUUUCCUGUAGUUGUAAAAUGUCGAAGGCCAUUUGCGGACUUAGGGCCGCGAGAAGGAACUGCCACCAUGUCUCAACUCUUGAUGUGGCUCCUCCGAUCGUGCCAGGGUCAUCUAGUGAUGUGGCCGUGCAGGUACUGACUGUCCGGGUACGUAUCUCCCAGAGUAGGUCCUAGGUCGAGAGACCCAGGAAUGUGAGUUCGCUAACCGAAGUCAAGGUCUCCCUAUAGAGGGAUACCUCCCUUCUUUGCUUGGAGUCCUACGAACACAUAGCGUUCUCCAAUACGCAGGCAAGGCGUAAAGUUCCUUUGCUCACGACAGGUGACUCCAAAGAGCAGAUAUAACAAAAAACAAGGGUCUAGCUGCAACCAUCCGAAUCAUGUGUUGUCCCGUUUGAGAAUGUCAGCAGCCCUAUCUGAGUCUGCUACACAUCCUGAGCCGCACUCCAGCGGUAGGUUGCGACCCAACUUUGACGUCCGUGUAGGAGUCGGGGCACACCGGGUUCCUCCAUAGAGUCUCGCAGGUCUUCUUGAUGGUAGUAGAAAAGGUGGGUUUGUGAGAACCCAAACCAAGAUGGCUCCCGUGAGGGAUAUAGAGUAUAGACGGAGGGCACUUCAUCUCCGAACCAUGUUCUCCAAAUAUGUGCUCAGAAGAGUAGGGGCAGUACUGUCAUCUUAUCUCAAAAUUGUAAUGACCAGGGAACUCAAGUCCACCGGGGUUUCUGGCCUUUCCAUGCGUACGUUGUACCUGCAGACUGGGUAGUGGACAUUCCCUAGUCUUGUUACCCGAGCAAGGCAGUGCCCGUUUGCUCCAUGAAGGUAUCAGUAUCUCAUGUCAUCUUGAUAUGGGAAAAACUGUCUGCGCAAUAUGUUCGCAAUGGUCCAGAUAUCUAAAACAGAAUGCAAUUGUUAUACCAAAACCUGCACUCUUGUAAUACCUGAGGCUCAGCCGUACCUUCUCCAGGAGUGUGUGUAAAUAAGCGGGAGUAUCCCCCCGUUAUACCGCUGUGAGUAUUUCUCGCGUGUGGUACAGUGGUCCGGAUCCAGUAGAUCCAUUACAGGAGGUGAAAAAGAGGGAUCCAGUCUAAAUAUGUAUGUUCUGCAUGAUCAGGUAGCACUCUAUAACAUAAUCGGUAGCACGGUCGAUGGGUCUAAUUGAAUGCACUCAUAGUUGUCCUGUACAGGUACAAGCCUGUGUGAUUAACAAAUGGACGGCACCGUAGUGCGUUGAGUGUAUGAGAGAGCCGCGCCCUCUAAUAAUGUGACCGAACUCCGUGUCAGCGUCUCCGUUAAUAACCAAAUAGCCAAGUCUACAUCCAUCUACGAGAACGUGUCACUCAAAACAUGUCCUCUGCAUCCAACUCAGUAUCAGGCUGAGGUUGAGGGAGGGCCAUGCCCUCUGAUAACAAAUCAGUGUCCGGUUCCGUAUAUGAGAGGGGUUCGCUCUCUGUUCGUAAAAAUAAAAUAUAAUUCUCGGAUCAAGGUGAUGGGGGGCCGCACCCUCUUGUAAUCCAAACUAAAGUCCCUUAGAGACUCAGGGUGACCAACUACAGGGGUACACCAGUUACUAAUAUCAGCAUAAGACUGAGAUCCUGAGGUGGGUCUCUCUCUGACCACGAGACCUCUCUCUGAAUCGCUCACCUGAGAUGGAAGCAACUAUUAAUAAACCAGACCGAUGGAAGAUGGAAUAGUAUACAACCUCGGGCCGUGUCCAUCCUUAAUAACAGAAAGGGAUGGUGAGAGAAUGCAACCUUCGGAAAUAAUGAUGGAAACUACCGACUGACUGCCCGAGUCCCGUGCGCGCGCGGGGUCUAGGAUGUUCUCCGCAAUCCAUGAGAGCCCGGGAGGUCGGAAGAGGUCAAGUCAGGCCUCUCGACCACCCGAGCGAUAGGGCAAUUGGAAGGCUCGAAAACCAAGAAACGACAAAUAAAGUAGAUAACGGUAAAUACGUACUCAGGGGAGAAGGUAAAUAGCAGAUCGGAACAGCAAGCCAAGUAAACCCAACCGAAAGGGUCAGGAGCUAAACAUGAUGUAGGACUAACUACCCAUACCUAAGACGGAUACCGGAAAGGCAGCUAGAUGGUUAGUUGUUGAAGGCAAGGCAACAGUGCUCUCCUGUUGGCGUCUAAGCACUGGUCCCUGCUUGUGCGAAAUUCUCCUUGGAGAUAUGCCGCCACCGGGUUGGUGUAAACUGUGGUGCCGCACCCAGGGACUCUCAUAAAAAAGGUUUAGGGCCUUCACCCUUCCAAUCAUAUUUAGGUGCCCGUAUACUGGUGUCCUCUUGGAUAGUAAGGCAGCAAUGCUUGCCUGGACACCAACUCAUCUCCAUGUCACUAGUGGGUACUGGGCUUUUCUCAGUGAUAUCCUCCCAGGCCUGCAGCCAAAAGGGGUUUCAGGCCCAGAUAGCUCAGACCAAGCAAAGGGCACAAAUAGAGCAGGCUAGUCAGAAGGGCACGGACAUAGCCCGCCAAUCAAAUGGGCACAGACCUAGCAGGUCAAUCAAAUAGGCACAGACAGAGCAGGCCAAUCAAUGGGGCACAGACAUAGCAGGCCAAUCAAUGGGACACAGACACAGCAGGCCAAUCAAUGGGGCACAGACACAGCAGGCCAAUCAAUGGGGCACAGACAUAGCAGGCUAAUCAAUGGGGCACAGAUAUAGCAGGUCAUACCCCGGUGUUGUAUUCCGACAGUAGCAGGGGGUCAAUCUGUGUAGAGCCCCCUAUAUGUGUAAUGAAAACAUGGUAACCUAGGGGAAAUAACUCCAAUAUGUAAAAACCCCUAGGCAGAGUAGCAAUGUGCCUACAGGUAGACAGGAAACUGUUUGACCUUUAAUGUUAGUGGCCAAAAACAAGGAUAUCAUGUUGCAGGAAACUCAGCAGUACAGGGUGUACUGCCUACAGGCUGUUCUCCAGCCCUUGUGUAAAUAUAUAUAUAUAUAUAUAUAUAUAUAUAUAUAUAUAUUUAUAAUAUAUAAUCUGUGGUAUCUCAUGAUAGCUAUAUAUAUAUUUAUAAUAUAUAAUCUGUGGUAUCUCAUGAUUGCUAUAUAUAUAUUUACCCUGAGCAGGGUGGAGGGGCCCUCCCAGACCGCCAGCGAAUUAGGCUGUGGUCUGAUGUACGCUCUGACUAUAGGGGGGGCAGCCCCUCAACUGACCUUCACCGAGAAACGGUACUGGCCACGUGUGGGAUAGAGGCCAACAACUAGAGAUGAAGAGACAGUGAUGGUCUGAAGAAUAGGCACUUAAGAAAAUCUCACAAGAACUAUAACAGUAUUGCAUUUACAGGAAUAAAAUCCCAUAAGGAUAAAACAUAUUGCAUUAUAAGAAUAAAAUCCCACAAGGAUUAUCACAAUACUGCAUUAUAAGAAUAAAAUCCCACAAGGAUAAUAACAUACUGCAUUAUAAAAAUAAAAUCCCACAUGGAUUAUAAAAUACUGCAUUAUAAAAAUUAAAUCCCACAAAGAUAACAUACUGCAUUAUAAAAAUAAAAUCCCACAUGGAUUAUAAAAUACUGCAUUAUAAAAUAAAAUCCCACAUGGAUUAUAACAUACUGCAUUACAAAAAUAAAAUCCCACAUGGAUUAUAACAAUACUGCAUUAUAAAAUAAAAUCCCACAUGGAUUACAACAAUACUGCAUUAUAAAAUAAAAUCUCACAAUACUGUAUUAUAAAAAUACUGCAUUUAUAAGACUAAAAUACUGAAUAUAAGCAAUAAAAUCCUAAAAGCCACCAACUAGAAGCAGGAGGCAGUGAUACUCUGACCUGAACUGACUGCGGAGCAGCAAAGAAAGAGGAAAUGAUGCAUGGGGAGGGGAGUUUUAUAGUACCUAACUUUUUCCUGAUUGGAUGUUUUUCUGUGCUGCUGUGGAGUUCUAGUAAAGAGAGACGUAAGCAAAUACGAAGCCUCCUGUCAUAACCUCAUGUUAUAAAAUUAUUAACAAUAACUAAUUAAAACAUUAAAAAAAAUCUUGGAGAAUACGAUUUGGUUAAAAGCUACAGAAAGAUAUGCUUAAAAUACAAAUUCACAUAUAGUGCUCCCAUUAUGAGGAUCUUCCUUACGCAAAAACUCUGGAACAUUCGGAGGGUUAUUUACUGAGGGGUCUAUUCACUAAACUUCAGAUGGGGCAAACUGGGAAGAUUUAGACUAAUCUUUUAGUUACCCACAAAGUAAAUGGAAUGCCAUGUGAAUUUAGAUCAAAGUUAAGAUUUUAGUUCAAAAUAACACUUUAAAAGGAAAUGUAUUGAAUAACAGAAUUAUAGUUGUUUCACCCACCAAGCAGGUGAAGUAAAGGCAUGUAAUGUGUGUCUUUACUGAGCUGGAGAAAUUUAGAAGCAACAACUCUAUAAGGAAGGGAACAUGUCAUUGUUUCUUUAUUUUAACUUUUUUGUUUUUCUCUUUUAUGGAAACCUCUGCCAUCAUGGUUAAUGUUCUCAGAAAUUCCAAUUAGUAAGAAAUCCAACCUGUAUGAGCUAUGAUAGGUUCUUUGGCUGUCUUGUGUUAUUGAAUGUUUUACCUCUCCUUUUUCCGUUUUCCUUUUUACAGGUACACACACCCUGGAUGAUAGAUGAUACAUCUAUGGUUGCCACAAAAACACUGCUGAUGCCUCAGAGAAGAUCCUGCUGUUGAUUUAUGUUGCAAUGUUUAAUGAAUUGACCAUCUAUAAAUCUAUUUCACAUCCUCUGUCAAAACAAUAAUAGAUUCAAUCCAUCAGAUCAGAACUUUUACUGCCAGGGUGUGUCUGCUCCGAUCACAGGGUGCAAUUCUGUAUAUAAUGCACUGCAUGCCAAUAUUUCUCAUUUCUAAAAUGAGCAAUUUAAAAAAUUAUGUUUUAAUAUUAACAUGACGACAAAGUAAGAGAAAUUAAGCAGCAUUUCAUGGUUUUAUGUUAUUGUCUUUGUUAGAUUGAAGCUGAAGUUAUUUGUACUGAGGAAUGGCCUUAGAGCACUUAUAGUUAUACUGAGAAUGUCAGUGCUCAUUCUAUCACCCCAGCAAAGAGCAUUAACCAUUGCACCGUAUCUUCCAUUGCCUGCUAGCCUGGUUUUAUGAAGCUACAUAUUAAUUAUGGAGCUGUGAUUCCACUUAUCACUUUGUAAAAACACCUGUCUGUGUUUAACCUCUUACAUACCAGUUUGGGAUUGUCUGUUUUCUGACCCCCUUUAGCAAACAGUUUAUAGUUGCAGAAUGAUCACUCAUUCGUUGAACCAUUACAAGGUCAGGGAAAUUCUGAGUUGGUACUAUUUUUCUUCUGGUCCUGAUUUCUGCUGCUUCUGGAAAAAGCAAAGUAAAAAAGCACCCCAUUGUUAGUCCUUUUAAUGUCUCUAUAAUACACUCUAUGGUUUUCUGUUUAUAAACCUGUCAUUCUUCAAGGUAAACUUAUCAAAUCCAGUUGGGGCCCUGUACCACCGUCCUGAGUUUUGUCCUAGGUAACUGUCCCCAGCACUAGGGAACUGUUUCUAGCAAGAGGAAUGCAGUCUAUGUAGUAUAUCAUUAGAUGCACUCUCGCUGUGCUGAGUGGUGUCAGGGUACUAAGACUGAGCUAGUGGGGCCGGUAUGGGAGGCUAUUAGUCAGCAUAGCAUGCAUUCAUGCAAGACUGACUUCCCCCAUUUUAGAGCACACCACCAGCUUUAUGGGCAAUCCUGCCCCUCACCCAGACUAACAUGUCUCUUUCCCACCGCCCAUCACCACCCUUUUCAGGGCCCUGUCAUGGAUCACCACAGGUCAAUUUGUAAAGUAUGAAACCAUGUACAAAGUUGUAAAAGUUCAAUUAUCCAUGAGUUAAUGCACAGAUUGAUUAACCCAUCAUUACCAAAAUUGAGUAUUCAUGUUUUUACUUGCAUUAUAAAUUGUAAAGCAAUGACAAACUAAAAAUAGUCCAUAAACCCAAUUUACCCUGCUUUACAUCACAGAAAUUAUUUUCACUUUCGAGAGCUAUAGAUUUUUCUGAGAGAACUCCAUUGUUACCAUUUGAAUCUUUGCAAAUUAGCUAAAAAUGACAGCACUCUUCCUCCUAAGAGGUAUUACUGCGUUAUAACAGUCCAGGACAGAGGACUAGAUGCAGGCCGCUCUAUCAGUUUGCAAAUCCCUGUUUCAAAAACAGACAAUUUAACAAUAUUUUCUAUAUAUGGGCUUUAUGCUGAAGUAUGGACAUUCUAUAACAUUUACAUUAUAUAACAAUGGUCGCCAAAAUAACCCAUAAGCAGGGUGUUUGACUUUUUUUUUAUUUAUUUAGUUCAGUCAAACCUUCUGUAUGUGUUACUGAUUGUAUUAUUUCUGGCCCUUUAUGAUAUAUAACAAAAUAAAACAAAGUAUAGUAUCUAAAAAUUCCAUCCUCUUGAUGGUUCUGUAAUGGAUGAAAAAAAUGUAACGUUGUGCACAUUUUCAUAAUUUAAAUGUUUAUGGAUCUCUUAAGCAUGGAUCAAUAUUAAAAAAUACAGUUUAUUG